AUGGAGGAGGAGGCCUCCGCCCCGUCGGGGCCCCGCUCGGCGGUGGAGAAACUGUCGGAGGCGGUGGGCCAGCGCACGAAAGCCCUGAGCAGCGCGCUGCAUGAGGCCAACCGCCAGCGGCGCCUCCUGCUGGUCAUCGUGUGCGUGGCGCUGCUGCUGGACAACAUGCUGUACAUGGUGAUCGUGCCCAUCGUCCCGGACUUCGUGGCCGCCCUCAACGUCGCCGAGGAACGCCAGCAGGGAGCGCAGCAGCAGCAGCAGCAACAGCAACAGGCGCCCGCCCCGGCCACCGCCGCCUCCAACAUCUCCACGACAGGUGGUGGCCUGGGCUGGUCCCUCAACAGCACCCGGCCCAUGCUGAGGCCUCGCUACCCGGCCGACAGCGACGACAUCCGGAUCGGGGUGCUGUUCGCCUCCAAGGCCAUCUUGCAGCUGCUGGUCAACCCGCUGAGCGGCACGUUCAUCGACCGCGUGGGCUACGCCAUCCCUCUGCUCAUCGGCCUGGGCGUCAUGUUCCUGUCCACCAUCAUCUUCGCCUUCGCCGAGAACUACGGCACCCUGUUCGCGGCGCGCAGCCUGCAGGGCCUGGGCUCGGCGUUUGCCGACACGUCGGGGAUCGCGCUCAUCGCCGACAAGUACACGGAGGAGUCGGAGCGCAACCGCGCGCUGGGCAUCGCGCUCGCCUUCAUCUCCUUCGGCAGCCUGGUGGCGCCCCCUUUCGGAGGCAUCCUGUACUACUUCGCGGGCAAGAGGGUGCCCUUCCUGGUACUGGCCUUCAUCUCGCUCCUGGACGGCCUGCUCCUCCUGUUGGCCAUCAAGCCUUUCAGCGACAGGUCUCGGGACAACAUGCCCGUGGGCACCCCCAUCUACAAGCUCAUGAUAGACCCCUACAUCAUGGUGGUAGCCGGGGCCCUCACCACGUGCAACAUCCCCUUGGCUUUCCUGGAGCCCACCAUCUCCAACUGGAUGAAGAAGACCAUGGACGCCAACGAGUGGGAGAUGGGCCUCACCUGGCUGCCGGCCUUCAUCCCCCACGUGCUGGGCGUCUAUGUCACCGUCAAGCUGGCAGACAAGUACCCCCACCUCCAGUGGUUCUAUGGGGCGCUGGGCCUGGCCACCAUAGGGGCCUCCUCCUGCAUGGUGCCCGCCUGCCGGAACUUCUGGCAGCUCACCGUCCCUCUGUGUGGCAUCUGCUUCGGCAUUGCCCUGGUGGACACCGCCCUGCUUCCCACCCUCGCCUUCCUGGUUGACGUCCGCUACGUGUCGGUCUAUGGCAGCGUCUAUGCCAUCGCCGACAUCUCCUACUCGGUGGCAUACGCCCUGGGGCCUAUUGUGGCCGGGGAGAUCGUCCACUCCUUUGGCUUUGUGCAACUCAACCUGGGCAUGGGCCUGGCCAACGUGCUUUACGCCCCCAUCCUCCUGGCCCUCAAAAACAUUUGCCAGAUGAAGCCCUCGCACUCGGAGAGGAACAUUCUCCUGGAGGAGGGACCCAAGGGACUCUACGACACUAUUAAGAUGGAAGAACGCAAAGGCAAGGGCAAACACCUCCACCCGGUAGGGGGCGCUGAAGAGAAUAGUGUAGACUCUUUCCAUAGAGACUUCAGAGGGGCGUCUGAAGAGGACUCUUCAGACUAUGACUAUACUUAGAGGGUGGGCGGAGUACCCCAAGAGGGAGUUAUGGAGAGCAUCUUGGCUGUUAUGCCCCAAUGUGCCAAUAUACUACUUUAACCUUUGUCUUGAUGUGAUGGCUUUCUUCUUCUUCUUCUUCUUCUUCUUCUUCUUCUUCUUCUUCUUCUUCUUCUCUCAAAGGUAUUACCUUAAACACCCUGUCAAGAUGAAAGCUCCAAAUAACUAUCCUAACACGAAUGGUGCAUUUGCAGAGAUCUGUGAUGGUCUUUUCCUGUUAAAAGAGGGAAGGGCUCACGUUCAAAACUCCCUGACAAAAGCCUGUUGUGCCAAGAGGUUUUUCUCGCAAUGUUUGUGUGUGACUUUCGGCUGGUUCACACAUGCAUGUACAUCACUAAGUUUGCCACAUACACGGGGGUAAUGCUAUCCCUUGGAAGCGUUUCACACAAUUACACGGGUUUUCUUUUUCUUUCUUUUUCCCUACACUUGACUGCGGCACGCUUGAUGACUUGAAUGUGUGAACUAACUCCGCCGAGAAAGCGUUGUGUUUUUGAGGUGGUCUGAAAAUUAUGUCUGUGGUGUUGGGCUUGUGAGGGUCUGCUCCUCCUUUGUGAAUCACCCCCUGGAUUUUGUAGCUCGAGGGAGACAGGGGCCAAUCACCCUGUCCUGCAUAGAUUCUCAUAGAAACACCUUACAACACCACUUCUUAAAAUUGUAAGGGAGAAAAAAGUAAGUUGCAAAAUGCACACCCGGGGUCUCAAUAAAUAUUGUACAUUUUUAUAAAUAUAUAUAGGUACCUGUGUGGAAACUUUCGGUUUCAUAUUUAAUGCCAGCAAUGGAAAUCACGUCGUAUUAUUUCUCCUCUCAGUGAGGGGGAAAGAAAUCUGUAACCAUUUAUUUAUUUUUCUGUUGUGCUGCUACUCUGAUAAAUGCAAUAUACCGUACCAUGUUUUAGUCUGAAACUGCUACACUGGUUGUGCCGGCUGAAUAAAUGGCGUUCAGGGGAACCGUACGUCUUGGCUUCGUUUGUGUUUGUGUAAAGACCUGGGGUGCAGUCCUAAGUAUGCUUAUUGAUCAAAUUCCAUUGAAUUCGGUGGAACUUCUAAUAAUAAUGCACGUGACUGUCAGAUGGGUCCAUAUAGGAGCUUUAAUUCCUGGCUUCAACAGUAAAGUUAUAGAAGUCAUUCUGGAAAUACAACUUCCGUCCCCCGCAAGAAAUCCGCUUGAAAUCAUAUAUUCCUGCCACCUACCCAAAUACUAUAGAAAAAAGACGAAGGCAGGCUGGCGAGAUCCAAUCAAAGGGAAGCACUUUAAAAAAAAAAAAAAGCCACUGCCAUUAAUGUACACCUAUGUGCUUAAGGCUACAAUCCAUUACCCACUUUCCUAAGAGUAAGCCCAACUGAAAUCAGCUGGGAACGUCUGAGUAGAUGUGCAUAGGAUUGCACUGCCAGUCUCGCCCCUGGAACUCAGUGAGACGUGCCUCCCUCUCUUGCCCACGGUUUUUCAAAAAUUAGUUGCGCUGAGCUCAAGAGGACUUGCCUCCUGGUGAAGGUAUGCGUAGGAUCACAGCCUUAGCAAUGGUUAAAUGAAGAUUUGGAAUCAAUGGAAUUUUCAAAACUGCGCGUCUCCAGCUGGGCGCACCGCUCUCUCGCAAGCAUUUAUACAAAGUAAAAGUAUAUUGAAAAGUUUUGUGAGCGACAGCAGGGAUCAGAAAGAUUUUGGUGACGGGUCUGGAUCAGGAGAGAGAGCGUGCUAUUGCGCGCCUCUCGUUUAUUUCCAUGGGGCUUGCGCAGGAUAACUUCCCGGUGGAUCCUGAGGUUAAGCGUGCAAGGAUUGUGUUUCUUAUUAUGGAGUAAGUGUGACUUACUUCCGAGUAAGCAGGGUCGAGCCUGCAGUGUGCCUGCUAAGGGAGAAAGUCUACUGCAUCAACAAAGCGGCACUUAGGAUCCCGCUGCGCAUCUCCUUCCUUGCAAUCUUGCGCAAGGGUUAGGAUGCUUAAGACCGCGGUGCUAAAGUUACUUCCUCGGAGUUAAGUUUCAAUACAUUUACUGGCGCUCACUUCCCAAGAAAUGGAUUACGGAGAAGGGCUAGAGCAGCUGUCUUUCAUGCAGAAGGUCCCAGGUCAGUCUCUGUGAUCUCCAGGUCGGAGCUUCUGCCUGAAACCCUGGCUCGCCAUAACGUAUGCAAUAGAAUCAUAGAAUUGUAGAGUUGGAAGGGACCACUAGGAUCAUCUAAUCCAACGCCCUGCAAGGCAAGAAUCUUUCGCCCAACUCGGGACUCGAACUCACGUCUCUGAGAUUUAGAGUCUUAUGCUCUACCAGCUGAGCUCUACCCAGAUGGAGCAAAUAUCUGGCUCGCUAUAAGGCGGCUUCUUUUGUAGGGAUGAGACUCUUCAUCCCAUGGGUUUCUUGGGGAUGGGUCGACCCCAUCCUAAAUGAUCAGGCUCCCAGCUUUUGAACUCGUGGUCCUGUGCAACUUUACUCGGAAUUAGCUCCCUCCUGUGUGCUCAGCGGGGCUUACUUUCGAGUAAGUGCCUCGCUCCUCAGCCCACGUGCCCUCAAAAGACAGAGGCAACUUCUGGAGCGUCUCCAGUUCGCCUGGUGUCGUCGCUUUCAGUCUGCUCCUAGACCUACAGGAGGACACUCACAUUGUUCAUGGCUUCCCCCCACCCAGGUUGGAUCCGGCAGAUUAGUUGUUAAUCCUCUCCCCACCUUCCCACCCACGUUUAAAUUUCCCAAUAUUCAGGUGCGCGGGACUGGCUCCCCUUAAUUCACUCGGGGUCCUCAGCUAGAGGGAAAAGGACCAAAGGAGCUCGCGACCCAAGAGAUCGGUUGAGAGCGUUGGUGGACAGCUUUCGAGAAAAGUCAAUACAAUUGUCAUCAUAACUGAAGAAAGGGAAAAAAGGAGGGAGCAGGGCGAGAGAGAGGGAUCUCACAACUCUCCUGCAGACAAGCUAUGAGAAGGAGGUUGAUUGGAGCGCUGUUCAGCUCCAGAUCAGCCUCUGUCAAGCUGGGGGAACAGGGGGUAGCGCUGAGCUGAUGAAUAAGCGAUUAGACUGUGGCAUCUCCUUCCUGCCCUUGCUUCUCCCUGGUGCUAUUUCGCGCCGGGUGUGCAGGAGCAUCGCAAGAGCUUCGCUGGGUCUCUAGCAUCUCAAGGGUCUCUCUCUCUCUCUCUCUCUCUCUCUCUCUCUCUAUCUCUCUCUCUCUCUCUCUCUCUCUGUGUGUGUGUGUGUGUGUGUGUGUGUGUUGUCUAGUAUCCCGCUCCCCAAAUUGGUCACGCAGAUGAUCCGGGCAGCCUCAACACAAUACCUGCCUGUACAACAGGUCUUCAGUGGCGGACUGACUCUGAACGUGGAGAUCAUUGCACUCGGUGACCCCAGCCAAGAGCACUUCAUCUCUGUUUGCCCUCUCUACACGAACCCCUCCCCACCAAUUCAUUUUUAGCCCCUAUCAUUCUCAGGGCAACACAACACCGGUUUUCAUUCGGAUCUUAAAGACGUCUGGUUUGGGGCGAGGGGAAUCCAGCCGAUGAGAAUUACCGAGGUCCCUUCGUCCCCGGCCCCAAUAAAAUACUUGAGGGGGCUGGCCCCCCACAAAACUGAUGAGCAUCGUCAUUCAAAUAGUGUCCGUGCACCUGUCGUGUGAUCGAUUAUGCGGGACGGGGCUUACCUGCCCCCCACCCAAUAUUUUAUUCAAGUUGGCACCCCUGUAAGAGCGUAUAAUAUCGCAGCCUUAUGUCCCUUUCCCAGGGUUGAUGGGGGGGCACACCUUUGUAUCUGCAGCUGGGGAGGGGGACGGACACCAAAGAGGUAGGAUCUGACCUCCUGCAUUCACAUCUAAGGGUUCAUUUCCUGCCAGAACCCCGAGGAACCGAAUAUUUCGUUUCCCCCGAGAGCCCAGGUUCUUUCUCUCGCCGCGCGCCCCCUUCUCUCCCCCACCCACCCUCGGAGCUCUCCAGCUGUGGCUCAAUACGAUUCAAUCAUUUCCUCGCAGACACACAAGUUGGUUAUUUUCUCCGCAGCUCGGUUGAAAAACCAUCUGAUUCCGACGCGCGAGAAGGGCCCUGUCGAGCUGUUGGGGGUGUCUACCCUAAGGAGCGCUUUGGAAAUGCGUUUCCAGCCACACUUGACAAAGGAGCUCGUGGUGGGGGGUUGUUGGCUUUCGAUUAUGCAGCCAAAAGAGGGGGAAAGAAAAAAGAAAACUGACGCCACUUUAAGGGGGUGGUGGUUUUUACUGGGGAGGAAAGAAAGAAACCCAACAACGAAUUUUCCUCUCCAGCUCGCUCGUUUGUCACCUAAGCGCAAGAAAAGGUUCCUUCUAAGCCCGUUGAAUGUUAUUAAUACUUUAAAGGCUGAAAGCCGAUUGACGCUUACUCGCGACGAAGCCCCUCUGAAUUUAGACAGCCCGCCAAUAGGAGUGGGAUGCACAGGAUCAAGGGUCCCUAAAUCGAAUUAACACCGUGCUUUUCACAUUGCGCGUGAAACAGAUCGCAGAUUACACAUUGUUGGGGAAGGCCGCUUGGAUCCAGGGGUCGCUUAAGGGCUGCUUUCAUAUCUUUAUCGUUGCUUGAUCAUUCUGAAAUCCGUUUCAGGGGGAGGGACAUUAGCCGCACGCUUAUAAAAAGGAGGCGGUGAAUCUGGAUAUGGGACUAAACUGGGGCGAUGGCGGGAGCUGGCAGAUUAGCAAGAUCAUCGCUAACACUUCCCCCACGGAGAAAUAAGUGGCGCAAGCCUUUGCCUGCCUCUUCAUAAGUAAUCCCCAUCGAGUUCAGUAGGAUUUACUCUCAGGAAAGGGCAGAUAGGAUCGCAGCCCUGGGUCUGCAGUUUCUGCUUCAGAAGAGUAACGUGCUAAGAGAUCACCUGCGCCUCAUGUGCACGUUUAAUCGGAACGAAGAUUCACCGGGUUGGGUUGAAUAGGACUUGCUCCCAAGUUGGGUUUUAGAGAGAGAGAAGCGGGCACUUAACUGGUACCAUGAUUGUUGCAACGUCGCAACGAAUGUCCAAUACAUUUUUGUAAAAAAUUGCAAUUUUGUCCCACCUUUCUUCCAAGCAGCUCAAAGCAGCAUACAAUAGUCUCCCUCGCAACCCUGUGAGGUAGGUUAGGCUGAGAGACUCAGUCCUUCCAGAUUCUGGGAGUCUUUUGCAACCUCUCCGCCCCAGAACUUGCAUCCUACAGUAGGGGGUUCAAAGAGAUGUCUUUCUUUGUCUCCUUGGAGCAGUGAGGGACAGUCUAUGUUUUCCCCUCGGCUGUGAGGUUCAGUGAAGAAGAGCGCUGGACUUGGAAUAUCUUUGCCACAAACUUUGAGCAAGUCUCCUAGCUCAGUUUGAGAAAGGGAAAUAUUCUUGACAUAUCACUGUUGGGUAGGCGAGUAUGAACCCAGAAAGCGACAGGAAACAUCUUCGCCAACAAAGAGUGUUACAUAAAUCACACCAGUAAGGUUCGGUUAUAUUUACGGAAGCAAUUACUGUAUCUCUGAAAUGUAAGUCUGGAGGCGGGGAGCGGAGAGGGGCGAGGUUACGUGCCUAUCGAAAUCCACUACAGUCUCCUUUCUGGGAUUACUCAAGAGCAGGGCACGUUUAAAUUACCGCUGUGGUUUGGAGGAAGGAUGCUAAGAAUUCGCGCUCAAGAGACCUCCAGCCCCUUGGAAGGGAGCCCUAGGACUGAAACACCUAUGACCCUCUUUCAAAUGUGCAGACUCGCCCUAACUUUGCCCAGAAAGCACAACUUCCCCCACGCUGCCUGACGCAGCGCUCUGUGUAGUUCGGCAGCCAGCUUGCUUUUCACACAAGCACUUGGUCCAACCAGAGAGCGCCUUCCUUGGCCUAUUGCAGUGGUCUUUUUCCCGGCCCACCGCCACCACCCAUAUCAAGCAGCAGCAGCCAGCCUUUCAUCCACAAGCAGCGACCCUCUUCCACCUGAGAGAGGUAAACAUUUUCGGUGCGCUUCUGUUGCUCGUCGGGUUCCCUAGUUUGGACCGCCUCCUCGCCCAUCCCAGGCUGCGCGAAUAGGAAGGGCGAAGGGGAGGAGUUUCCACACCCAGCCGCGGGGGGGAGGAGGAAGGUGGGUCGCGUGGAGAGGGGGCAACCCUCCGAGCGCUCGCGCGCGUGGCCACAAGGCUCGCCAAAGCGCAGCUGGCGGCGCCGAGGUACCAUGGACAGCUCCGCUGGAGGCUGCUGAGCAGCUCCUUCCUCUACCAGCUGCCCCAAACCCGAGACUUCUUCGCUGGCAGCUUCUUGCUCAUCAGCACCGGUCCUAGGGAGAAACUUUGCCUCGCUGCGAUCGGUAUACGAGAGCCAGGUAAGGAGAGUUGCCGCUGCGCGUUUCCAAACUCAUGGCCUCAAAGGACGCGCGCUGCGAACGCGUGUCUGGCGCCUGAGUCGCAUUGUACAGCAAGGAAUCGGUGGUCGCCACGAAAAGGGCAAACAAAACAAAGAAACAAACACACACGGUAGAACUUUCUGCCGUCUCUAUCCUAUCCUGCCUCGUCUAGGAGGGAAUAUUUUUCUUUUAAAAGCCAACGAACGCCCGUUUCCUUGCUGAUCUGCGCGCUCUUUGGUUUCAGUGGGACUCUCCGUCUGCUCAAAAUGUCCAUAUUUUAAGUGGGUGGCGGAUCCGGCUCUGGGUUGCUAACUAGGGUCGCCUGGUGGUGUUGGUGGGGAGUAUCUUACUAACCUCGCUCCAGCCUGCCAUUCCCUUUCUCAACUUCGGGGAAGGGGAGGAGUAUAAGGGAAAUAUUUUACGCUAGCGCAGUCUUUGCUAACUGUAUGCAUGCGCCGAAAUGAUCCGAUCUGGAACCUUACCCUCCCGGUUUAAAGAAUUCUUCCCGGCUAGGGCUUCCCAAGGAGUGAGGCCCAUUGAACUCAGUGGGGCUUACUCCCGAGUAAACGUGCCGAGGCUCCUGCUGGAAAUCAUCCUCAGGCCCAUCUAUCGUGAUGCUGAACUACUAGAGUGGAGAGGAACGCAUCCUCAAAGACCAUCGAGGCUGCGGUCCCCUAAAUGCUUAAUCCGGAGCAAUGGCCUUGAAACGAACGGGAGCAAGUAGCUUUGGGGGUUGAGAUCGCAGCAGCCCAGUUGUUUUCGAAAGCUGCAAUAACCUGUUGCAUCCGCACUACCCCUUCACAAGGCGCCCUUGGCUGGGGACAGACUUUCACAGGAACGAUUACUGUAAAUCCUUCCUCUCUCGCAUCGUUUUCUCUUAAGCUUCCUACUUCCCAUCAGCCUCUGGUUUUACUUUAGGACUUGGUCGCUUAGUAGUGGUAUGUCUAGGUGGACUUGAAUUCAAGACUCUGAUCUCCCGAGAGAGGAAGAUCAUGCGGAUAUCAAGCUUUAUAGAUGGGCAUUUUACUUGGUCCCUUCGACGUUGCUUCAGAGCCUGCCCCAUUUCUCCCAACACCUCGCCCCCUGGGGCGCCCCACACUGUCACCCCCAUGCCUCUAAUGUAAAAUGCUCUUCUCUUUAUGCGGGAUUUCUCAGCAUGCGCUUCCAAAGUCAAGAGCAGUGCUUCCCAAACCUGGAUCUUCAGCGGUUCUUGGACUACAAGUCCCAUCAUCCCUUGCUAGCAGGACCAGCUGUCAGGGAUGAUGGGAGUUGUAGUCUAACAACAUCGGGAGACGCCCCCUCCCGCCAUCCUGGUGAAAAUGGAUAGCCAGCAGCUGUAAAUCAAUGGGUGUUGGCAAUUCAUCUUCUAUUCCUCUCCUAUAUGUUUCCUUCCUGGUGAAAAAUGGAUAGGCAGCAGCUGUAAAUCAAUGGAUGCUCGCAACUCCUCUCGCAUCCCUCUGCUAUAUAUGCUUCCUUGAGUAUAACCAUCCUGACCAUGUCUGCUCUGAAGUAAGCCCCCAUUGAAUUCAAUGGAACUUACUCCCAGUUAAAAGUUGCAUAGGAUUGCCUUCAGAGCACAUUGAUCUAGAGGCUCCCUUGCGAUGAGCAAACAUCCACAGGGAUGAGGGAAAUAUUGGCGCCUUCACAGCAAGUUUUCUUGCUGGGAAACUAGGUAUGAAAAUUGUGUACAGUGUAAAAGGCAGGAAAAAUGUUUUCUAAGGUCUGUUUAUCAUUGCAGUGCAAUCGAUCCAGGCUUUUCCUUGUCUUUUAUUUUGUAAAGUUUACAGAAUGAAAGAAAGAGGCAGAUUCCUUCCUUUUCAACAGGAGCUUACAGCUAAGCUCUGAUAAGGACUGUUGCAAAGCUCGGUUGUCAAGAGAAAUGGAAAAGGUGUCGGGACAUGGUGGCCUGUUGUUAUUUUUUAAAAAAUAAAUAAAUAGCACUACGCAUAUUGGUGUCACCACAUAUUGUCUAGGAUGUAUUGGUGGCUGCUUUCUAACUACCAUAUACCACAUGUGGGCUCCUCUUGUCAAUUCUGAUGCACCUCUUGCAAAUCACCAUGCUUAGCUCAGUUGGCAGCAGCAUGGUACUGAUAACACCAAGGUUGCAAAUUUGAUCCAUAUAUGGGACAACGGCAUAUUCCCGCAUUGUAGGGGGUUGGACUAGAUGAUCCUCAGGGUCCCUUCCAACUCUACAAAUCUAUGAUGAUAAUAACAAUAACAAUAACAAUAACAAUAACAAUAACAAUAACAACAAUAACAAUAAUUUAUUAUUUAUACCCCACCCAUGGGUUUCCCCAGCCACUCUAGGCGGCUCCCAACAGAAUAUUAAAAACACGAUAAAAUAUCAAACAUUAAAAACUUCCCUAAAAAGGGUUGCCUUCAGAUGUUUUCUAAAAGUCAGGUAGUUGUUUAUUACCUUGACAUCUGAUGGGAGGGCAUUCCACAGGGUGGGCGCCGCUACCAAGAAGGCCCUCUGAUUUUAUGUCAUACUCCACAAAGAUAGGCUUUAAGCUAUCUACAGGCCAUGCUGCAGCUAAAUGUAACUGGAAGCCACUCUCUAGUCCCAAGUUUUGUUUUGGGGGAGGGGUGUUCAUGCCCUUUGCACAUGCCAAAAGCAGCUACCACCCUCUUUAGUUUUCCUGAACUUGAACCAGAACUGAGCUGGCCUUGGGGUGCUAGAGCUCAAAUGAGGGGCUUUCUAGAGGUGAAGAACAUAGUGAGUCAGAUUGUUCAACCGCCUGGCUAAGUGAUGCCCCAAACUGACCGGCAGUGGCUGUCCACUAUUUCCAGCAAGAUUCUCUGCCAGCCCAAGCUAAAAAUGCCAGAGAUUGAACCUAGAACCUUCUGCAUGUGAAACAGAUGCCUUGCCACUGAGCUAUGGGCCUGCAUGGAUGGCUCAGUUGGUUAGAACGUGCUGCUGAUAAUGCCUAGGUUGCAGGUUCAAUCCCCGUAUGGAACAACUGCAUAUUCCUGCAUUGCAGGGCAUUUUACUAGAUGUUCCUCAGGGUCCCUUCCAACUCUGCAGUUCUAGAAUUCUUCCGGUUACCUCUUGAUGCAGCUUCUGAGAAUGUCCAUCUUAUCACAUGUGCAAGUACUGAAAUCUGCUUUUGGAACACACCUGGAUUUUCCUACCUGUUUUGUUUUAUUUAAAGGACAAAGGGCACUUGAGAAACAAAGUGAGUUGGCUUAUGCAUAUAGGCAGACCAAAUACAGAUACAAAAUACUUAAUAAGACCAUUAUAUUCUGUCUUUGGCUGGAAGCAGACGAUACUUGCAACUAUCGUGGAAGAGGUAUUAUCAUUGCCUUUGGUGUCUCCAUGCACAUUUUUUUGUCCCUCUGGACAAACAAGGUUAUAAAGCUCUACAGAAAGCUCGCAAACCCUAUAUACAUCCAAGGCCCCAUUCACAAAUAAAUUAAAAAAUAAAUGUCUACCCCAGCCGCUGUCAGCUAAGAAGAAUUAGUCUGACCUUCAAAGGUUUGUGGUUUUGGUAGCAAAAUAGAUGUCAGGAAGUAUUAAAGCUGUUUAUGCCUUAGUAUUAUCUUAAUAAAAUAUAAAUCAUGCUGUUUUCAUUGAAUUCCGUGCACCAAGUUGCAGUCCGUGUGGUGUGCUAGUUAGAGCAGCCUUAUGCAACCCAGGGUUCUCCAGAUUCUUUGGGCUACAACUCCCAGUCUGGCUGGGGCUGAUGGGAGUCAUAGUCCGAAACAUCUGGAGGGCACCAGGUUGGCAAAGGCUGGGUCAGACUAUUGGUUUAGCAGUGGGAAGAGUUGGACGCAGAUCCCCUCUCAACCACAGAGCUCACUGGGUGACCUUGAGCCAGUCACUCUCUCAGCCUAACCUACCUGUCAGAGCUGUUGUGAAGGGAGGCAUGAAGAACUAUGUGCCUAAACUUGAGCUGCUUCUUCUUCAUCAUCUUUUUAAAUGAGCUUCUUGGAAUACAGGCAGCAUAUAAAUGUACAAAGCAAUCAGUAAAAAUAAAGCGCAUUUUCCAAGAUGACAACCGGUUUUGGUCUACCCUUUCCCAUUGGAGCAAGGUGUGAGUUCUGUCAUUUGUUUUAGACACUGCAUUUUUGCAUUUCUGUUAUGGACUAUGAUAAACGUGAAAAUGCAUAAACCGAGCUAUUUAUCAGACAUGACAAUGUGGUGACGAUGCCAAUAUUGUACCAUCAGCACUCUGAAAAACAAUGACUGUCUGUCUGCAGAAUCUGCCUCUCUCCUCCUAAAUGGAAUGACAUUUGACUAUUCAGUAGUUUGUAAAUUGUCCAGCUGUACCACACAGCAUCUUUCAUUUUGUGGCCACCUGAUCCCCAGCAGAGGGCUCCAUCCCUCACCAAAGUUGUGGAACAGUGAUGGAGAGCUUGUGCUCCUCCAUGUUGUUGGUCCUUCUGGACCAUUGGCCAUGCCAGCUGGGGCUGAUGGGAGUUGGAGUCAGACACCGUCUAGAGGGGAGGGGAACCUGGCAACCCACAGACCAAACAUGGCCCACUAGGCCUCCCCAUUUGGCCCAUGAGGCUGUUUAGAGGAAGCUACACUUGUCCAUGGGGAAACCAUGCUCAUACAUAAUGUCAGGUAUGGGACAGGAAAGGAUGGCCCUCAGAGGAGCCACCAGGAGCUUAAAGUGGGCUUCCAAUUGCUCCUGGUGCAUCAGCUGGUGGGUGGUAGGAGCCUGUGUCACUCAAGGAGGUGGAAGAGGUUUGACUACAGAGCUUGAAAGGAGAGGUGCAAGAGGGACAGAACCCCACUCUGCACUGAUGCUCUCAAUCUACAAUUUUGAAGUUGAAAGAACCGGUGCUGGGUUUUGGCCGACGGGCAGGGAAACCCACAUGUCAACCAUGUGCUAAUAUAUAAUAUUAUAUUAUUAUGUCAAAGUUGGCCCACAAGGUUGGGAGCAGGCCUUGUUCCAGCACAAAGGAACAUUGCAAAGCAAAACAAAUGUUUCACAACCCAUCCCUGUCUGAGCCAAGUCUCAACGUUGAGCCCUUUGCAAGCAGUGCCUCCUAAUCACCCUUCAGAGUAGGGAUCCUAACUCUGAGAGAGUGCAGGAUCAACCCACACAUUCAGCAGAGGUGUUGAUAAUUGCACGACCACAUCCCAUCACUUGGCAAGCUCGCCUUCUCUGAUAUAAGCUCUGUUUAUGAAAGGCAGUUGCGGAGAACCGUUUUGCAUACCCUGCCAAGCUGUCAAGCGAUGAUGGCCGCAGCUCUCAGUUAAGAAACAUGUUUUCAUGCAAAUUGGCCUUUUGUUGCUCAACUGUGAACAUUCUCUAGCCUGACAUAUUGUCUGAAGCAUAGGAGGUGCCCAAAUUGUGGCGGGAGAGGGAGAAAACACUUUUUCCAUGGUGGGGCUCCAAGAUUGCAUUGAUAGUUUAUAUGGAUCGCCCAGGUCACGUGGUUACUUCCCACAUCAGCUGGAGAUGUGAUACUGGUCUGGAUGCAGCCAUGUGACCUGGGAAUGCUAUGUGGUCAUCAUUAGAAAUGGAAAGUUCCACCAAUUUGACAUGUGAAGAAAGCUCAUUCCCUGUGGCCCCCACACCACAGAGGCAGCCUGCUGUGAAUGGGGCUGCUGACUAACGUUAAUUACAAUACUGCAGUUUCUCUAACUGGGAAACAGAAAUGUACAUUAUUUAACCAAUUGAGCUCUCGUUGCUCGGUCCCUGCUCCUGCCAACCUAGCAGUUCGAAAGCAUGUCAAAGUGCAAGUAGAUAAAUAGGUACCGCUCCGGCAGGGAGGUAAACUGUUGGUUUCUAUUUCCCUCACUGAGCAGCAACUGCAGUCACAAGACAUUGUUUUACAUUCCACAGUCUGUACUGUUGGAGUUUCUCACGGGAAAGGGAGACUGGAUGUGACGUACACUGGUUUCCUGUUUUUUCACUGUGUGUUUCUCUCCGAGCUGUCGAGGAGAGAGGAUGCAUUUUUCUGCUCUUGCAGAGGCAAGAUGUCUUUCUGUAAUAUACCAGCUUUGAACUGUAAAUAAAGCAAUACAGAGCAUGUAACACGUAUUACUCAUCCUUCCGCUGGGCACGACAGGCUCUGCUUUAAAUCAACACAUGGUUAUGGGCUCCAGAGGUCGAAUCAGAGUGCCGGCAAAAGGAUCGGAAUGCAGAGGGACGGAUCGGAAAGGAAUCUGCUCUGCGCGUAGAAGUGAUUGAUGAGGUAUGUGCUACUGCUCCGGGCAGCCUGCCAGCUCCGGGCAGCCUGCCAGCUUCAAGUUAAUGGCUUUAUGGCUGGACUUUGAACUUUUAAAGCCGGUUUUGCCGGGAAUAGGCAUAAAGGCUCCCAGGCACAAGUCACUAUGCUGGGGAAAUCGAAAGUAACUUUUAAGUGUGCCUUUGUGAUAAGGCAGCUGCAGCAGUGACGCAGCAAGAUUUAAAGCAGCAUAUGACGCUGAAGGCUAAUGCCAGAGUCAUGAUGGCCCUUCAGGAUGCUUGUGGGAUUCCUAAGCUCAACAAGAAAAAUUACAGCGACUGGGUACAGUAUGCAGAGGCAAUUCUGCGGAAAGAGGGUUUGUUUGAGGUGAUUACAGGAACCCCCCCAGUUCCAGUUACAGAUGCAUGGGAAGCUAAGGAUUCCAAAGCAAGGGAACUCUUACAUUGAUAGUAUCCCCAGAAGAGCUCUGUCUAUUGCGUGAUAAGACCUCAGCCAGAGAAAUUUGGGACGCUCUGAGAGAGGCUCACUUAAGGACAGAAGCUGGAUCCACUAUGUUUUAUUUUAACAAGCUGCAUAAUAUGGCUCUUGCUGAAGGUGGAGAUGUGCGUUUACAUCUGAUGCAGAUGCAAAAUCUGAGACAUGAGCUGCAACAGAGAGGACUCAACUUUCCAGAGGCUGUGUAUUCUUUCAUGAUACUACAAUCUUUGGGUUCAGGUUGGGAGUCUGUUGCAACCCAGAUUGCUGUGCAACCAACUGCUCAGCUGACAGUGGACUUUGUUACUGCCGUGAUUUUAAAUGAAGCAGAUCGCCGGGGGGCUAGCUGCAUGGGCAAGGGGGAGUCUUCACAGACGUCAUCCCAUAGUGCAGUGGAACCACCAGAUGGCGCCAAAGCUUUGAAGGCAGUGAAAUGCAACUCGUGUGGACGUCUAGGCCAUAUGAAGAGGGAAUGCAGACAUCCCAGGGCCAAGACAGAGCAGAGCAGCGAAGCUCAUCGCGCGGAAAAGGCCGAGGCAAAGGCAAAGGUCCGGUGUCUAGGACAACGCAGCACAAGGCUAUGGUUUCACGCUUCACUCCAAAGGUUGCAGAGGUCCAGAAGACGUCUAGAUCUUUCUUCGUUGUUGAUUCAGCGGCCACCCACCACAUGUGCAACGAUAAGAGACUGUUUGUGUCUUUUACACCGCAGGAAGGUGCGAUUCACCAGGCGGAUGACCACACUAUUCCCAGUAAAGGCUACGGAACUGUUGUUCUUCACAGUUUGGACUUAUCGAUACAGAAUGUGCUUUACGUGCCAGACGCCAAACAUAAUCUGCUCAGCGUUGGACAGCUGAAUGAGCGGAACAUUGACGUUUCCUUCAAGAACAAGAAGUGCAUCAUCACAAAGAAAAAUGAUUAUGUAUUGCAUGCAGAAUAUGUUGAUCAUUUGUUUGUUUUGUAUUAUGAUGAUGUGGUACAGGAUGACACUUGUUGCAUUGCAGGUUCUAACAAAAGUUUGCAUGCAGAAUGUAUUCACGAUUUUCAUCGCAAAUUUGGUCAUUUGCAUUUUGAGGCAGUAUCUAAAAUGCCUGCCUUGGUUGAAGGUAUGACUAUUAAACCCUGCAGGUACCACAUGAAGUGCAAAGCAUGCGCAGCAAACAAGAUGAAAAUGGCUGCGAAAGGUAAGGUGUCUAGUAGGAAAGCUACAGAACCAUACCAGGUUGUUCAUGCUGAUUUGGUUGGACCACUACCGCCCUCUUUGGGUGGAAAUAGGUACUUCAUGGUUCUCAUUGAUGCAUUUUCUAGAUAUAUUUUUGUGUACAAUCUCAAGCAGAAAUCAGAGGCUUUUCCUAGGUUCAAGGAAUUCUGUGCUUGGUUGGAAAAUGUGCAUGGUAAGAAGAUAAAGACUCUUUUCAGUGAUCGCGGGGAAUUCACUUCUCAGCAGUUUGAAGCUUUUCUGACUGAGAAAGGAAUUCAACACGAUUUGUCUAGUCCUCGCUCGCCAUGGCAGAAUGGACUUGCGGAACGGGCAAAUCAGACUUUGCUUCAAGGGUUAAAAACCUUGCUGCAUGAUGCCAAUCUUCCAGAGAGUUAUUGGGCCGAAUCUCUCUCGUGUUUUGUUUACAGUUACAAUCGCAGAUUAUCUUCAGCGAUUGGUUGUACCCCCCUAUGAGAAGAUGUUUGGCAAGAAGCCAUACAUCAAACACAUGAAGAUUUUUGGUUCUGACAUGUGGGUUCACUCACCACAAAACUCCAAGUUAGACAAGCGUGGAUUGCAUGGUAUCUUUCUAGGUUAUCAGAAAGGGUCUUACAGAAUAAUGAUGACUGACUCUAAGACAAUUAAGCUCACGAGAAGUGUUGAGUACAAUGCAAAGUGAGGGAGAAUGUGGGAAUUUUCCAAUGUUAUCCUGAUGACGGUGAUGAGACUGAGGAUAGUCAAAAGCAACCACAACAGCCCACACCCACUGAUGAAGGUUCUGAGUCUGAAUCUGAAACUGAAUCGGGUGAUUCAGAGGAUUUCAAGAGUGCGAAAGCCUCUAUGCGACCCUCUGAAAGCUCUGAUCAAGAAUUGGAGGAACCAUUGUUCACAAUAGGUCGUUUUUCUCCUAAGAAGGAAGAGGAGAGUGUUGAAGACUUAAGGCUAAUUCGUAGGUCACGGAGAGCCACAAAAGGCAAACCUCCAAAGAGAUUUGCUGAUGAGUUUGCUACGAUAGCAGUAACAGCUGUUAAAAGCUCCAAGAAGGUAUUUGAACCUUCAAGUUUCCAAGAAAUCCAGGGUUUGGAUUCAAAGGAAGCUGAGCCAUGGUUAAAUGCCAUGAAGGCUGAGCUUGAUUCCUUAGAAAGGAACAAAACAUGGGAGCUAGUUCCAGUAGUUCCAGGAAUGAAACUGCUUGGAAGCAAAUGGGUCUUCAAAGCGAAGACAGAUCAAAAUGGCAAGAUAGUCAGACACAAAGCCAGAUUGGUAGCCAGAGGUUUUGCACAGGUACCAGGUGAAGACUAUCACGAGACCUAUUCACCCACAGUGAGAUAUGAAAGCAUUAGGCUUAUGCUUAAGCUAGCUGCAGAGGAAAAUCUACACAUUAGUCACCAUGAUAUUAAUACAGCUUUUCUGUACGGAUCUCUAGAUGAAUCACUUUAUAUGCUUCCACCUGAUGGCGUACAGGUAAAACAGGGAUUUGUUUGUGCUCUGAAGAAAUCCCUUUAUGGUCUCAAACAAAGUGCACGGUGUUGGCACACAAAACUCACUGAAGUAUUGUUUUCUCUAGGUUUUCAGCAAGGGAAAGCUGAUCCAUGUGUAUUUGUCAAAGAGGAGGGGCAAAAGAAACUGUACUGUUUGUUUUAUGUUGAUGAUUUAUUAUUCUUUUGGAAAGAUGUUGCAAUGUACAAUAGCGCCCUAGCUCAACUGAAAGAGCACUUUGACAUGAAAGAUCUUGGUGAGGUAAACAACUACCUAUCUCUGGAAAUAGAAAGAGAUCAAGAUGGUAACAUUCUAGUACACCAGUCACGGAAAAUUGCUGAUGUGUUAAGCAAACUAAAUCUGAUGGAUGCUAACCCUGUAGACACACCGAUGACAACAGGUUAUCAGGUAGAUGACACUGAAGAAGCAUUUUCUGACACUACACUGUACAGGAGUGUGCUAGGCAAGCUAAACUUCAUUGCCAGAUGUUCAAGACCAGACAUUGCUGUUAGCUGUAAUUUGCUAAGCAGACAAGUCAACAAUCCUAGUGUCAAGGAUUGGAAAGCUCUGAAACGCAUAGCGCGGUAUUUGAAAGGCACUAUGCAUUACAGACUGAGAUUUAACAAUCAGAAGUCUGGUGGUCUUGAGAUAUUUGCAGAUGCAAGUUUUGGAAGUGACACUACAGACAGGAAAAGUACGUCUGGAGUUUGCUACAUGUACAAUCAGAGUCUGUUUGAUUGGUCAUGCAAGAAGCAAACAACAGUUAGCUUAAGUACUUGUGAAGCUGAACUGAAUGCACUGUCUUAUUCACUUAAGGAUUGUGAAUGGUUAAUACAAUUGUGCAAAGAUAUGAAAAUUCCUGUCAAAUGUCCAAUCCAGGUUUACCAGGACAACAAAGCAUGUUUGGCUUUGCUGAAGUCUGAAGGUUGUAAGCAAAGCACAAAGCACUUGCAAUUAAAGUUGCAGCAUGCUAGGGAAUGUAUUCAGAAGGGACUCGUAACGGUGUCCUAUAUGCCAGGUAAUGAAAUUCCUGCUGAUGUAUUGUCCAAGAUUGUAUCAAGGGAUCAACACUGUACCUAUGUGCAGAAGUUGGGUUUGUACUGAUAUUGUACGAACACGCUGCCCAGUGAUGUUCACAGAAGGGGGAGGAUGUUGGUUUCUAUUUCCCUCACUGAGCAGCAACUGCAGUCACAAGACAUUGUUUUACAUUCCACAGUCUGUACUGUUGGAGUUUCUCACGGGAAAGGAGACUGGAUGUGACGUACACUGGUUUCCUGUUUUUUCACUGUGUGUUUCUCUCCGAGCUGUCGAGGAGAGAGGAUGCAUUUUUCUGCUCUUGCAGAGGCAAGAUGUCUUUCUGUAAUAUACCAGCUUUGAACUGUAAAUAAAGCAAUACAGAGCAUGUAACACGUAUUACUCAUCCUUCCGCUGGGCACGACAGGCUCUGCUUUAAAUCAACGCUGCUCUGGUUCGCCAGAAGUGGCUUUGUCAUGCUGGCCACAUGACCCGGAAGCUGUACACCGGCUCCCUCGGCCAAUAAAGCGAGAUGAGCGCCGCAACCCCAGAGUCGUCCGCGACUGGACCUAACGGUCAGGGGUCCCUUUACCUUUAAUCUGCUUUCCAAGAAUACGCUUCACAAAACAAGAUAAAACAUACACCCCACACACUUUGCACCGUCCUUUUAAAUGGUUAUCUGUAGAAACUUCUUAUUGAAUUUUUUUGUGUGUCUUUGCAUUUUCGUACGUAUUUGUUUUCAGGCGUCUAAUCUACACUAUAUUUCAUAUGAAUAUCCAGUUCCUAUUAUGCAAAUGUGCACCUCGUAUUUAAAAAAAAAGCAACAACAAAAUGCCAGUUAGUAAGUCUCAUAAACUUGUGUUUUAUUUUUAAGGUGACUUUCAAAAUACCCCCGCUCCGCCACCGCAAAUGAACCUUAUUUCCAUUAACUAACUGGCCUAUUAUUUACCCCAGCUCAAUUCCGUUUCUUCCUCCUUUUCUCUCGGCAUCACUGCCCUGCCCCAUACUUCAAAUGAUGCUGCGGAUCCGUAAUGUGUGCAUACCUUGAGUCUACCUUUAGCAUAAUACAGGGACAGAUGGCAACUACACCAGGGUAAAUAUUGCCAAAAGAAAAUGAACUGAAGUGCAAGCAACUGUGAUAUCAAGGGAAUAACUCUGCCAUGCUAUUUACACACACACACACACACACACACACCCCUUUUGGGCAAGUACAUCAAGACCAAAUAGAGAUGCCAAACUAAAAGAAAUCCAGCAAUAUUGUCAGGAACAGAGAUGUUAAUUAAGACCUCUUAAGAACAGAUACCUCUCUUGUGUCAUUGUGAUUUCUUUCCUUACAUUUGUGUAAUUGUCAUUGACAAGCACAUCUCUUUUGCUUUGCUUUGCUUUUAAAAACCAAAGUUGUUGGUUUUUUUAUUUUAAAAAAAACUACGACCAAAUCGGAUUGUUUCCAGAGCCUGCAAUCUUAUGUACACUUCCUGGGAGUAAGCCUAAUUAAACACAGUGGAAUUUACCUCUGAGUAGGCACCCAUAGUAUUGGAACCAAAUAGAUUGUCCAGUCCCCAUAUGGGACAACUGUGUAUUCCUGCACUGCAAGAGGUUGAACGAGAUGAGCUUUUGGGUCCCUUCCACCUCUACUAUUCCAUGGUUCUAUGAAGCAUUUUCUAUAAGGGUAGAAAAAUUAAGGAGGGCUUUGUCUUGUUUUUUCACUGACAAGCACAGUAAAUGUCAAUCAAAGGAUGAUUUAAAGUUCAGAUUGACCUCUCUCGUCUAUACUGGGAGAGGGUUCCUCUGUCUGCCUCCUCCACCACAAGUUACUGCUGUCACUUUGAAGAACAGUGAAAACCACAGGAUCCUUUAAAUGUCACUUUCCCCAUCACAAGGCUAACUGGAAGAGAGGCGCAUAUGGAGCUAGGCCUAAUCAAAGUAGCUGGCAUUCAUUUGUCUCCAAAGUCCUCUGCUCUUUUCAGUCAUUUGGGCGACUGGCUGUAAAGCCAUCCAGGGAAUUGUUUCCAUCGGCAUAAUCCAGUCUUCCUUUUGCAACACAAACCACUUGUGAAAGAAGCUGCCGCUUGACAUUGAAAAUGCGAGACACAGGAAAUGGAUCAAAACCAAGACUUUCUGUUUUGCUUUUGCUUAGCCUUCUUCCAAGGAGCUCAAGGUGGUGUUACCUAGUUCUCUCCUUCUCCAUGUUAUCCUCAAAAAAACCUCGUGAGGCAGGUUAGGCUAAAGGGGCAAGGUCUGGUCCAAUGAGUUCGUAUUAAGUUUGUUUGUGUUACAAAGCAAACAGAUAAACAGGGAAAGGUACAUCACCUUGACAACGCCUCCCCAGGUGGGAUUGGGCAACUGGCUGAGGUAGGCGGAGACCUCCAGGUAUCCCACCUGGGGAAGGCGAAGCCAAGCCUAUGUUAAUGGUGCCGCAUAGGGUCCAGGGGGCUGCGUGCAACCACGCAAAGGGCGUCCCCCCAUUUAAUGUGGGGAGCAGUCAUUGUCUCCACUUUCAAUUCAUAGUCUUGUUCACAGUUCAUUUACAUCUGGUGAGAGAUACUUUUGUCAUAGACAUCUUGAAGUUGGGGGAAAGGAGAAGGUGGGGUAGAGAGAUGGGGAUAUUGUUCUUUUGUUCUAUUGCCUAUUAUCAGAGUAGGUCCAGUGAGCUUUCUAACUCACUCCUUGACAUGGCCUCAACAGAUCCCCAGUGAUGUUGGCCUCUGAUGCUGGCUGUAUCCAUCCCUUGUUUAUGGCAAGGCUAGGCAACCUGUGGAUGUUACUGGACACUAGCCCAGCCAGUAUGGCCAGUGGCAAGGCAUGAUGGGAGCUGUAGUUCAUCAACAUCUGAGGACUAUAGGUUUGUGGUUUGGAGCACAAUACCUCCCUUGAGCCUUGAGAUAUAAGAAAGAAAUUUGACGUGCCAGUUUUAUGCUUCCAAUACAGUGGUACCUUGGGUUACAUACGCUUCAGGUUACAGACUCUGCUAACCCAGAAAUAGUGCUGCAGGUUAAGAACUUUGCUUCAGGAUGAAAACAGAAAUUGUGUUCCGGCAGCGCAGCAGCAGCAGGAGGCCCCAUUAGCUAAAGUGGUGCUCCAGGUUAAGAACAGUUUCAGGUUAAGUAAGGACCUCUGGAAUGAAUUAAGUACUUAACCUGAGGUACCACUGUAUUCUAAGUUCACACGUGAGGGGUUCUUUUGUUUUGCACACUUUUCAAACUUGGGGAGGGCAGGAAGCAACAUAUUUUGUACAGGACAAUCUGCCUUCAGUAUUGGGAACUGUUCUGUUUCUAAAGCUCAGACCUCUGUGAUGCUCCCCAUGUGGUCUUUUCAGAGAGGGGCAAAGAAAAUGUGAAGCAUAUUGCCACGCGAUCUCUCUUUUGAGCAUUGAAGUAUCACAAGUGAGACUGGUAUACACUUUUCUGGUGUAGUUUCAAACUUCCCACCCCCAUGAAAUAGCUCAGAAGGAGGGAGCGGGCAGACAUGUGGAUACCUGGAACAUUAUUUCAGAGUUCUAUGCAGUUGUCGCCAUAUGCCAGGUACUAUGCAGAACUUAGAAAUGAUCCAGUUCUUGCCCAGGGUUCCUUCAGUUGAUGCAAGAUGAUAUGAAAACCAGGGAUUUAAAGAAAAUGGUAUUUUGAGUCAGGUGGCAAAUAAAGGCAUCAGUAUGCAGUUAAGUUGAGUCAGGAAAAAAAUUAGUUAAAAGGAAUUGUACUAUGUUAUUUCAUUACUUCCCAGGCGUGGAAUAUAAGACCCAAGCUCACUUGGAGCCUUUUGAGAAUUUAUGUUGGCAUAAAGGAUAAUGGAUAUUUGGCAAAGGCCAAGAGUGGAGGGGAGCUGUUAGUCAAUGCAUUAACCUUUCACCUUGGAAUAUCCAUUUCCACAUCUUGAGCAGAUUGUUGAUCAAAGUGAGCUUGGCAGGGUUUCAUUUCUCUGCCUAUGAGUAACUAGCAGUUGUCACAAAGCCGAUCACACAUUAUUCCAUCACUAGGAAUCAGGAAGUCUGAGGCCAGCACAAACACACAUGUUUCACUUGCAUUCCCAUUACACCAGUGAGCAUUCUGUAGAAUGCUUUUCCUCCUGGAGGCACCUGGAGGCAAAAUGGUGGUGAGGAAUAAUGGGCACCUAUUGGACAGUGCCUGUGACACCAUUGGUCAUGAGCAAUGCCUAUUCCUCUCAUUUUACGUUGUAUUUGCUUAAUUGUCAGGGACUGGGCAGAGGAGGAAUGAUGGAGACCACCUCCCCAUCCUGACCCUUCCAGGGAGGAGGAAAAGGAAGACAGCAUAGAUUUACAGCAGGAGUUUUAGGGAGGUCACAGCUCAGAGGCAGAUGAGGGGGAAAGUUGGGAAAUCAUGGGAAAGCCAGAACAACACCUGACUGACACGUUGUCAUUAGAAAGCAUUCCAGACCCUCCAUCUCCCAGAACUUGGCAAGCCUUAAAAGUUGGAGAGCAAAGAGCUCAAAGACAGAGGGCACCUAGCAGCACCCAUAGAGAAGGUGAUGAUAAUGACAAAUGAGGAAGUGGGAGAGACGGUGGGUGGAGAUUCACUUGGGACAAUGCCAUUAUCCAAGAGGCUGGGUUCUAUAAAGACUGAAAUAAAAAAGGACUGUAAGAGAAUUUUCUUUGUCUUUAUAAUUCCUGGGCAACCAGUCGGGAGCCGCUGACAGCAUCCUGACAUUAAUUUUGUUCACUCCCUUGCUAUAGUAACAAACAUGGUAGCCCUCGAACCAACAAUUGAGUGAAUGACAGUGAAGUGCCUUCUCCAAUAUCUUGCUGUCAUUUUGUGGACCUGUUUUCUGUUUUUUCUCCCUCUUCCUUUAGUGACUUCUUCUGUGCUCCCCUCUCUCCAAAGAGUGCACAUCUCCCAUGAUGCAUUAAGAGAGAGAUAGGGUGCCCAUUUGCAGCCCAUUCAUAACUAUGCAGUAGUAAGACUCCCGCAAUCCUGUGAUAUGUAAACAAGAUAGCACAGAAUGAUUUGAAUUUGGGACAUUUGCUGGAGUUCACCUGUUACUUCACUUAUCCUCAGACUGUAUAAAGGUAAAGGGACCCCUGAACAUUAGGUCCAGUCAUGGCCGACUCUGGGGUUGCGGCGCUCAUCUCGCUUUAUUGGCCAAGGGAGCCAGCAUACAGCUUCCGGGUCAUGUGGCCAGCAUGACUAAGCCGCUUCUGAUGAACCAGAGCAGUGCAUGCAAACGCCGUUUACCUUCCCGCCGGAGCGGUACCUAUUUAUCUACUUGCACUUUGACAUGCUUUUGAACUGCUAGGUUGGCAGGAGCAGGGGCCGAGCAACGGGAGCUCACUCCGUCGCGGGGAUUCAAACCGCCGACCUUCUGAUCGACAAGUCCUAGGCUCUGUGGUUUAACCCACAGUGCCACCCACGUCUCAGACUGUAUAUAUGUGUGUAAAUAAAAUAAUACCACACCACAACCCUCUAGAGAUGACACUCAAAAGAAACAGAACUUGAGGAACGAUGCACCCCUGAGGAGCUCACUACUUAGAAAAUGGGGUGCCUGUAUUAGCAGUAAUAAUAAUGGUGGUGACUGGUGAUGGUAAUGGAUGAAAAGAAACAAGAAAAGCCAUAUGCAAUAUUCUCUGAGAUUUCAGUGUGCAUCGCAUCUACAAAAAUGUUUUUAUUUCCAAAAACUACAAAUCCCAUUUUCUUCCCCCAUGUGCAUUCCUGUAAUAGCUGUGAGUUUACACAUGAACAUAAUGCAGCAGACUUUCCUGAAUCCCUGUUCCAAUCGAUGAUUUUUUUCUGUCUCCUUCCCCACACAUUCCCAAUUAUUUUUAUUUCUAGACCUAAGGCGUACGACUCUGCAAUCACCUGCAAGUGUUUUCGAUUUUAGCUCUCCAUCAAAAGGACCAAACGCAACGCAAAGAUGCCAAUCCUAGAGAAAGCUGCGAAGAAGAAAGAGAAAGAAGCUUGCAGCCAAGAUGAGAUGGUGAGCAACUGUCUCUAGAAAAUAAUGGGAUGUUGAACAAGGGGCUGGGUGUGUGUGAAAGUGGUCGAUAUGACCCUGUCAUUUUUCAUGACAAUUGAACACUUGGCAAAUACACAAAAGGUGGCAAUGAAAGGUAUAACAUGCCAGGUUGCAGUGAGGGACACCAGGGUGGAAUGUAUCAGAAAAAUGAGUGUCAAUUAAGAAGGUUUAAUAAAUCAGUUAACCUAUUUCAUUUUAAAUAAAUAGUGGAGCUCACUAAUUCACAUACAGUGACACUGCCCUUAUAGGGAAGUCUUCUGAGACCUGGUGUUUGAUCACAUCUUGGGAAGAACAGACCAAUUGGUUUCAAAAUCUCCUUUUGGGUUCUGCUGUCAAUUUUGAAGGCCCCAGGGUAUUUCAUAAAGAUCCAAAAAUCGUUCUCCUGGUAGUAGCCAGAAUGGUGAUUUCUAGAGGAUGGAAAUCAUCCUCUCUUUGCAAUGCUGGUAUACUCACAGCUGGUUCAUAGCCCUUACUGACAAACUUGAUGUCUAAUACAAAGUUGGCAAAGUGGGUGACUCGGAAUUACGCCUUUGAGCAAUGUGGCUUCACUUCAUUUCCUUUAUUAAUGCUAUAGUAAAAGGUACAUGACCCCCAAACUCUCUUUUCAUGAAGACACCCUUGUAUGAAAGUAGUUGAUACAUAAUGAUGAAUUGCAUGGCUAGGGCAGAAAUUCUAACUGGACCUUAUGACAAGCAGAUAUUUUGUAGCAGUCCACUCUGGUUUUUGCUUCCUGUACCCCCUUUGUAGCAGGUGUGCAAGAUGUAAGGCUUGUCGUUUCAUUUGCUCUUAGACCAUUUCUCGUUCUGUUCUAUUUCUUUCAGAGAACAUUAAUAAGAUACCAUUUUUUAAAAUAAACAAAAUAUCUGCCCUGUUCAGUACAUCAUUAAUGCAUGCAGCUUGAAGUACUGUGGCAGAUUUCAGAGACAGAAACGGUUGCAUUGCUUUUUGCAAUUCAAAUUGUUACAAAUUCUGCAUUUAACUAUUUGGCAGGGUAGGGGUUAUACAACAGAGGCAAAAGAUAUGCACGUACCAGAUAGGUUUGUCAUGGGAUCAGAUUCCUGCAUCUUUGAAAUUUGCAUAAGAGGAGGAAUUUCACUCACUCACUCCUUGAGUCACUCACUGCAACACCAUAAUGGAAGAAGAUGCCCUGGCCAAAAUCCUUCCUUUGGUGCAAUGACAACAAAGACAUUAAUCCUGUUCCAUAUGGAAUCUGACAGAUCUCAAACACGUGUAACUGAUAAUUGUAACAAAAUUUCAAAGAGCUAUCCAGUGUCUGAUCAAUCAAUAUCUUUUUUAAAUAGGUGCUGCCCAAACUUCCAGUCCCACCACUGCAACAAACAUUGCACAUGUAUCUUCACUGCAUGAAACAUUUGGUGUCAGAAGACCAAUAUAAGAAGACUAAGGCCAUGGUGGAUAGGUUUGAAGCUCCGGGAGGCCCAGGGGAGGUCCUUCAGCAAAAACUGCUAGAAAGACGAGAAAAAGUUGAGAACUGGGUAAGCCCAAUGCUACUUUGUUCCAGAUAUCUUCAUCAGAUAGAAUAUGUAGAAUAAUCUAAAAAUUCAUGUUGCUUGCUUGUGUUACAGCCUCUCUCCUGCAUCACCUCCCCUCUGGGAUAGGUUCAAGUGCCCUGAUGGCAUGGUAGGCUUUGAAAUAUUUCAGCUACCAAAAAAAGCUGACGCACAGUGAGACCGAAAUUAACAUGGGUGGGGUCCCACAGGGCCAAGAAACGCAAGGUGCCCAGAGAUGGAAAGAAGAUAAAAUUCCUACCAAAGAAGAAUGGUUGACCAACUUGAUGGAUUACGCCAAACUGGCAAAAAUGACUGGGAAAAUCAGAAACCAGGAAGAUAAAAACGUUAACAAGGAAUGGGGAGAAUUUAUAAUUUAUCUUGGAGGACACUGUAAACAAUUAAAAACAUUAGCAGGAUUGUAACAACCCUUGUAAUGUAACAAGAACUAAGGAUAUAACAGAGUUUUUUAAAAGAAAAAUGGAGGAGAAUAUAAGAUGCAGUGGAAAGAGUUCAACAAGAGAACCCACAGGGGGUGGAGGGAAGUUCAAGGAUUUGGGGAAUCCUAUAUCUUUGUGAUGUUAACUCAUAUUUGAAUGUAAACUUUACUUGUGUGUAUACAUAUAUAUAUAUAUAUAUAUAUAUAUAUAUAUAUAUAUAUAUAUGAAAUGCAAGGUGUCAUAUAGUGCUGGUGGGGGUAACAGGACAGAGGCCAGAUGGUUGAAUGAAGGAGAACAAGACAGGCAAUAGCCUACAAAGCAGUGACUAGAGGAGGCAGAGGCCUGAGAGAAAGAAGAACAAAGGAGCCAAGAAUUUCAAGAGAGAAAAGGUCAAAGAGAAAUGUGCCCCUUGGGUAAAUACAAUUUUUAAAGAUGGAAGAAGAAGAAGAACUUCACUAUCUUAGUAUGAAUCAGAGCAGUGCAGGUGAAAGUUGGCCUAAAAUUCUUGUUCCAUGUCCUCCCUAUUCCCCUUGCUGAAACAGUCCUAAAGAGCUGGCAAUGCAAAAACAAUGAUUUCAUUAUUCAAGACUAAAAGACACAAAUAGCAAUGAAGGUGUACUAUUAAAAAACAUAUAUAGGAAGAAGGAUUGGAAGUCCAAGCUUAUAUUAUGAUACUUUUCAGCUGUGACAGUUAUAGUACAUGAUAGCCAAGAGUAAAAAAACAAAAACAAAACCAUUGUUAACUAUAAAAAUCAAAGCAAAACCAUGGUUAACUAUAGAAAUCAAAAGCUCUACCAUAGUAGCAGGCCAGUUUUUCUUCUCCACCUUAAAAAGGUUGCAACAGUUAAGGGUAAAAUUCCAGUGGCUGAUCAUAAACCCGAGAGAUUCUAAUACAGAAUUUGGCUUUUGCUCUUCUUCCUUAGGACUCCAGGGAAUGUGGGGGAAGGACUUUUUUCCCCCUUUCAGCGUCUGUUCCUACAGCAAUGAACAAAAGUCUCCAAGGAGUUUUAUUCCAGCAGAUGCCUAGAUUCAGAAUUAAGCACACAAAUAAGCACAGUAGGCAUGCCUUGUAUCGCUCAGAUAUGUAGUCAUCUAUAACCAUUUUUCCCCCUUCUUGUAGGUUUUAAACUACUGGCUGGAUGACAUGUACCUUAACAACCGGUUGGCCCUUCCAGUCAAUUCCAGCCCAGCAGUUAUCUUUGCUCGGCAACAGUUCCAAGAUGUGAAUGACCAACUGAGGUAAGGUAUCUGUAGUAUACAUUGGGCGGGGGCGAACCAUCCCUCCAUCUACUUUUGUGGCCAAAUAGUACCAUCUUUAAACCAGCCUUUGUGGUCUGGGCAUGCAAAGGAAGAAGCAUUAAUACUUCUCUUCUAAAAUGGACUGUGUUCAUUCGUUACUGGUAUUGAUUUGUAAGAUAUCAAGGUAUUUACAAAAUGUUGUAGAUGUCAUUGAUAUAAAUACACCUUUUCUUUAGUAUUACAACAUGGCUGUAAAAAACCUUUUACGAAUUUAAAAAUGGGUUUCAAUGCAAGUACUUCUGCCUAACAGGGUUGAUGUGGAUCAAAGUCUGUGGCUUAGUUGGAAGAGGAAGCUUCUGUGUCUUGUCAUGUGGAAACCAGAGGCCACAGGUCACGUUUUUCAAGGAAAAUAUAUUCAGUGUGUUUGCUACUGUAUGUGAACACAAAAUGACAACAUUCCUAGAAAACAGACUGUAUGUGAAGCUUCUGUUCCUGCUUUAUGGCAUAGUUUGUUGCAGGGAAAGUAUCUUCAGGGAGAUCCUGCCCAAUGAGAGAUCAGCUUCUGCUUUGCGAUGGUUACAACUCACUGAACUGCAGCAAAGCAAAGCAUGUCGCCUGAUCUGAGAUGUCCAUGUCACAAAGGGAAGGGCUCUUGUGUUCAGUUUAAAGCCUCGGUGGAACAGAGGGUGGGGAUGUGGCGGGAGUGUAAAAUGAAAGAUAUCCAGGAAGGUUAUUCAGAUUUUAAAGCCCUGUGUAAACAAUGCCUGGUCCAAUGCUGAAAAGUCAGAUCCGUUUGAAAGGCUGCCAUUUUUCACAAAUGAUCUGCAGCAUUUUAUGAGCACUAUGAGCCCAGUCCUAGGACGUGGGUGGCGCUGUGGGUUAAACCACAGAGCCUAGGACUUGCCGAUCAAAAGGUCGGCGGUUCGAAUCCCCGCGACAGGGUGAGCUCCCGUUGCUCGGUCCCAGCUCCUGCCAACCUAGCAGUUCGAAAGCACGUCAAAGUGCAAGUAGAUAAAUAGGUACUGCUCCAGCGGGAAGGUAAACGGUGUUUCCGUGCGCUGCUCUGGUUCGCCAGAAGCAGCUUAGUCAUGCUGGCCACAUGACCUGGAAGCUGUAUGCUGGCUCCCUUGGCCAAUAAAGCGAGAUGAGUGCUGCAACCCCAGAGUCGGUCACGACUGGACCUAAUGGUCAGGGGUCCCUUUAUGAGCCCAGUCCUAGACAAACUGGACGAGCCACUGAUUUAGCUACAAUGACACAAGUAUUUCAAAAUAUCCACAAGGCUGGAGUAACAUUGUACACUGUGACCCACUGUCACUGCACCCUACUUUGUUUUCAGAGACUGGUGCAACAUAUUUUUGAAUAUGUUCCCAAGACCUGGGAACAAAAAUGAAAUAUUGCAUUACACAAAUAUAUCAAGUGAACCCAUAAACAGUGACGUCAACUUUCACAAUGCAGGCCUAGGCUUCUUUUUCUGUUGAAAAGGGCAUGGAAUAUAUAAGUUCACCCCCUUCCAAACUGGUUCUUGGCAAGUAUUCUUGGCAAGAAUGGCACUACACUCAUUUCUUGAUUGGGCCCGUCCGUGCUCACAAUGGCAUGCAGCCUCCUGAGAGAUCCCUAUCUCUGGAUUAGGCACAGCUUUUGGAAACAACACCACUUUGCAAUCCAUAUAUAUGUAAAAAAAUGGGAAAUAAAAGAUGAGAGAAAACGUGUUCCGCUAAAUGGGUCAAUCAAAAAGAUCUCACUGGGGAAUGAGACAUGUGAAAGAAGAUUAAAAGUAAAGUGUUGUGGGUAGAGAUGCUCCCUUUUGUAAUUCACCAAUUUACAGGCCAAAUGGACUCAAAGGAAAGUCCCAGAGGUUCAUACUAGUACAUGUAAAUAUGCAUAAGAUUACAGCCUUAAUACUGCAAGGUGGUGAAUAAUACAGGAAUAUACCGUAUUUUUUGCUCUAUAAGACUCACUUUUUCCCUCCUAAAAAGUAAAGGGAAAUGUGUGUGCGUCUUAUGGAGCAAAUGCAGGCUGCGCAGCUAUCCCAGAAGCCAGAACAGCAAGAGGGAUUGCUGCUUUCACUGUGCAGCGAUCCCUCUUGCUGUUCUGGCUUCUGAGAUUCAGAAUAUUUUUUUUCUUGUUUUCCUCCUCCAAAAACUAGGUGCGUCUUGUGGUCUGGUGCAUCUUAUAGAGUGAAAAAUACGGUACCUUGUAUGGGCACAGACCAUUGGUCUAUCAAGCUCUGCAUUGCCUACUCCAGAAUAGCCAAAUGUGAUGCCCCCAAGAUACCACUGGAUUCCAGCACCCAUCAUCACUAGUCAUUGGCCAUAUUGACUGGGGCUGAUGGGAAUUGGAAUAUAACAAGAUAUGGAGGGCACCAUUGUGUCCACCCCUAGUCUAUGGUGUUUGAGGGCCUAGCUACACAUUAUGCUAAAUUUGCCAGCUGGGGCAUGAGACAGCUGCUGAACUGUAGCCAGGUUCCUCCUUGCUGUUAGAACUGUGUGCAAAUGCUAUUUUAAAAUGUCAAACAAUAUCUGGAGGAUCAUAGUUUGUCCACCUCUGGCCUAGUUGUCGAUCAGAAUUACUCUGUUCUGCAAUGGCAGUGGACACAGACUUCAAUAAACAACAACAGCAACACCCUAUUCUAAAUUCUGGCAUGAAACUGAACAGCUUCAUUGUGACCGUUGUUUUCUAGAAAACGGUGUUUUGCAUCUCUCCAGUGGAGAGAGCCCAUAAACAGUAAACUCUCAUGAGCAGAUGGGAAGCCUAUCAACUAACAGGAGGAACCUUGUAGCAGGAGGAAAUGAUAGGGCUGUUGUCUGGGUCUUAGGCAAAAUUUGACCAGGAUAUUGAUUUCAGUGACAAAGCUCUUUGGAGGUCUACUUCUGAGGACCAAACUAAAUGCAAUGAGGGCAGAUGGGUUUCUGUUCACAUCACCUCAUUCACAUAUAAAGCAAGGAGCAAGCAGAGGCAUACUUAAGAAUAAAGGAAAUCUAUUGGCAAGGCUACUGCAUCACUUCUGGUUUGGCCUUCAAUGAGAUGGUGAAUUUGUGUUCCUGCUAUUCCAUUUCAUACUGCCAGUGGAGACUCAAAUGACGGCAUGUUUCUCAAUAUAAAGAGAAAUACAGAUAACUUUUUACCAAGAGUUGUGAACGUACCAGUGGACAUAUUCCUGUAUACUAGCAGGAAUGAGCCACAGAGUCUCAGAGUUGUGCUCUCUACCCCACCUCUGCAUGGACAAGAAGUAGAUACAGAUACACACAAACACACCUACACACAAUAAAACAAAAUAACUCAUUUUAAAAAUGAGGGGGACGGGGGUCUUGGGUGCCAAUAGGUGUCUGAGGGCACCACAUCGGAAAUCUGAAACACGCCCAGUAACUGGUGUUUACCAGCUGGUAAAGGGUCAAUUGUAUCUGUUCUAUAUUAUUUUGACAAUGCCACCCGAUCUUCAUCGCAGGGAAUUCUUGUUCCUUCUGUCUUUGAUUUUUACAGGUUUGCUGCCAAUCUCAUUUCUGGAGUUCUUGAUUAUAAAGCACUGCUGGACACGUAAGCAGCUUGGCUUUUGUGAAUAGAAUCGAUGAUUUCACUGGGAGCAUAAACAUAAUCACAUUCACAAAGCUGCAGGAUCCGAUUGCAUCAGAUAGUAGUUUAAGGUUACAUGUACACUACCAGAGCAAACCUGUUUUUAAAAACUAGUUUGUCAUCACUUCAGAAGUGUGCUGAAAGUCCUAACUCAGGAGUCAUUUGACAGCUGGGCUCUAGACAGCUCAGUCCUAGCGUCACCUCUGGAAUAUCUUUUUGACGACAGGUCUCAGCCCUAGAAUAUAUGAAAAGUAUAAAGGCAAGAUUGACUUUGUGCAUGUGCACAGUGCAUUUCUGAGCAUCUGAGCAACCUCUGCCUGGCACUCCAAAGACUACAUAUCCUAGAGUUCAUUGGAGAGGAAGCCAUGCCAUGCAAAAUAACCAGUCCUAGUGCAGAGACAAUGGUACGGUUAUGUAAUUUUAGAGUCUGCACUUACUGGUCGUACGGGUAGCCUGCUGCUUAAGAUGGUAAUGUACAUUACAGUACUUGCUUCCAAAUGUGGUAAGCCAAUCUUGAUGCAUUUGUGGGCGCCCUCUGCUCAUUCUACUGAGCAAGACGCUAGAUGUCUGCCCAAACAACACCCUGAUGAGUGUAGACCAUAGCUGCCAACAUUUCCCUUUUUUAAAGGGAAAUUCCCUUAUUCCGAAUAGGAUUCCUUGCAAGAAAAGGGAAAAGUUGACAGCUAUGGUGUAGACAUUACUGAACUGAACUGAACUUCUGUCAGGUUAGCAACCUAACAUUAAUAUUACAAGUCUCCCUUGAUAAUGUGUGUGUGGAGUAUAAAUCUUAAUAAUAAAUAAAUGGGCCCAGCAUAGCAUCCUGAGUGGCUUUUCAUUCCAUUGCGGUUCCUGAAUGUGUCCGAUAAAUGUUGAUCGUCCAUUUGUGCAAUUCAAAGCUUGUUACCUCAGCAGUGCUGCCAAUUCAAUAAAAGCGCAUCAGCUCAACCCUCUUGUAUGCAGCGUGCUUCUCAUAUAAUUCCUGUGGUUUAUGUACUGUGAGAGCUUCUUCUCUGUAAUGAUAAAUGUGUCUGAUGUGGCUGCUUCAGAUCCAUCCAAUUAAUCAAUCCCCACCAGUCCAGAUCACUGACUGGCCAUGUGUAUUUUACAAAACACCUGUUUGAGACAUCUCAUUGCAUCUUGGUCUUUCUAAGAUGUCAAUCCUUAAGAAGUAGUUGUACUGCGUUGGUUAUUUUUUUCCUCAGCUGGGCUGCUCCAGUGGGCCACUCUACUUGUAGAGGUGCAGAUGUAGAGGUUCUCCUUAUGAAAUACUUGCCAUGCAAAGACUCAGGCAGACCUUCCCUUUCUCCCUGCAAGAUACAUGGGGGCAGGAGGCCACACCCUCGUGUAUGACAACACAUACAUAUUUUCACCUGUGUGAUUAGAAGUUCAGGUGGAGUGCAUUAACAGAGACGAGGUGGAAAAGGAAUGUGUCCUUCUGUCCUUAUGUUUUGCAUACAUUACCGUUUGCUUUUUCAACACUUGCCCACUGAAUGCAAAUACAGUUGCAUCGUAAGUCAUGUCAAGAAUCAUGAAUUUCAGCUUUGCUCUGGGAGCCCGUCUAUUUCCCAUUGCCGUAAUCUUAUUGUUGUAUGAUUCUAUUUGUGUUGUGUAUCUAACCUAAUUGUAAACAGACAAAGGACAGAUUAGAUUUCUCUUCCUUUCUGUCUACCUCUUUCUCUCUCUUUUUGUCUCUUUUGCUUUGUCUCUCUCGUUCUGUCCCUCCAGCCAUGCUGUGCCUGUUGAUUUUGCUCGUGGACAGCUGUCUGGUCAUCCUCUCUGUAUGAAGCAAUACUAUGGACUCUUUUCUUCCUAUCGUCUUCCAGGACAUACCAAAGAUACCCUUGUGGCCCAGAAAAGCAAUAUCAUGCCUGAACCGGAACAUAUCAUUGUUGCUUGUAACAAUCAGGUGUGUGGAUAUUCAUUGGAUGCAGUUUUUUCAAAACUUGAGCCCGCUUCAUUUUGCUAUGAAAUUGACUAAGCAAGGGGAGGGGGUGCUGGUUUGCUUUCUAACUGACCACCAAAAAUGUACCACAGGUGAACUGUCACUUGAGUUCUUUCUGUGGGUGGGUUUCUACAAUUGGCCACUAUGAAGCUGCAAGCCUAAGCAUACUUACUUGUGAGUAGAGAUGGGAAGGCCUGGAAAAAAAUGGGGGGAAACCUGGCUUUUUUCCCAGGCCUUCCCAUCUCUACUUGGGAGUAAGUCCCACUAAGCUCCAUCACAUUUCACUUCUGUAGUUUAUCUAUUAAAGACUACAAUAAUCACCAGCACCAUUUGUUUGAAAAGAAAAAUCUGGGGAUAGGGUACUAUUGACCAAAAUGAUACAAGACAGAAGAGCAAGUAAUGAACGAAGUGAUAGAUUUUUAGAAUGAUGGUCUUUACUUAUUAUAUUCUGGAAUGAUAAAUUCUAGGACAUUUACCCAUGCAGAGUAGUCUUCGCUUUGACAUACUAUCUUCCCGUGAACAAGGUGUAGUUUUUUGAUGUGGGGAGGUUGAGAAGGAAAGGGAUAAAGCUUUGUCAGUGGAUCCCGCUAAGUACCCUGGCUCAAAGUCAUUUUGAAUCAUCCAGGAUCAUUUUUACUAAAAUUGUGUGCUCCCACUAUUGCUUUGCCCUUUCUUUUAACUGCUCCCCCACCCCUCUCUCUCCCCAGUUUUUUGUUUUGGACGUUGUCAUUAAUUUUCGCCGUCUCAGUGAGGGGGAUCUGUUUACUCAGUUGCGGAAGAUAGCCAAAAUGUCAGAGAAUGAAGAAGAGAGGCUGCCUCCAAUUGGUCUCCUGACAUCUGAUGGAAGAACAGAGUGGGCUGAAGCCAGGACAAUCCUUGUUGAAGGUGAGCAAGCGGCAACCAAAUUGCAUCUCUUGCCAUUCACCCUGUUCACCCAUCUUCUCUGCUCAUCAUGUCUCUAGAUGGGACGGUGACCAGCUUCUCAUAAACAGCAAACAAGGUGGCAAAACUGUUUCUCUGCUGUGCCACUUUAAACUGCAGGCGAAAGGACCACACAACAGAAUGCUUCUCCAUUACAUCUUACACAUACAAAAUAAUAAUAAUAAUAAUAAUAAUAAUAAUAAUAAUAAUAAUAAAUUUUUAUUUAUAUCCCACCCUCCCCAGCUGAAGCCGGGCUCAGGGCGGCUAACAACAAUAAAAUAAUACAACAUUCUAAAAUCAUUUAAUUAUAAAAUUAAUUCAAAUCAAAUUGAUGGCAACCAUUGGGCUAGAGUUCUGUGAAGAUUGCCAAAGGAGGGAGUAAUAACAAAUUAAUAAAUAAUAAAACUACAUGUCAGAGAGGAGGAUUCUAGCUAAACCUUUCUCUUUUUUUUAAAAAAGAUAUUUAUUAGGAGUUUACAAGUUACAGAAAGAGAAAGAGAACAAUAAAGAAUUAAACAAAACAAAACAAUACCUUACAAUACAUAAAAAAAACAAAAAGAAAAAAACAAUACAAUAAAAUAACGGAAAAACAGAACAAAAACAUUUAAAAACACAUCCAACUCUUCCAUAUCUUUACCUUUCAUAUACUUGUUUCAUCGACCUCCUCACACCUCCCUUUUUUGUAUUCUAGUUCAAUUAGCUAUUUCAGCAAGUCCUUUCCAUCUUUCUCAAUUUUUGUUCUAAAAUUUAACUUAAGACACUCUAACCUUAAAUUUUCCACUUUGAUCCAUUAACAAUCUAUUUUUACUUAAUUCUUUAUAACAUUUCUGCUAAAGCCAUAUAGCUUCAUUCCAACAUCCUUCUAACAUUCAUUAAUUUUGCAAUAUUUCUGUAAAUAUACUUUAAAUUUUUCCCAAUCUCCUUCCACCGACUCUUCUCCCUGGUCUCGGAUUCUGCCAGUCAUUUCCGCCAGUUCCAUGUAGUCCAUCAGCUUCCUCUGCCAUUCUAGCUAAACCUUUCUCAUGGCAUGCUGAUGUCCUGCCGCCCGCCCUCCAUGCAGAGUCUUUAUUUUUGGCAUUGAAGAACAUUUAAUCUGGUGAAUAUACACCUGUAACCUAAAAUGGCACAGCACAGAACAGAGAUGGGUGAGAAAUUUGAAUCGAUUGCAUCUAAAGGCAAACUUUCCUAAUUUGCACUUUCUGAAACUCCGCACCCACUCAAACACAACCAUCCUUUGACAUUUGCACUUUUCUGAAUCUUGCAAUGUAGUCCUCCAGCCAAAUAAUGAGCAAAAAAAUAAAUGCAUAUACUAGGAUAAAGGGUUCAUUUAAAUGCAUGUAUUAUUGAAAAGAACAUACCAAAAAUACAUUAUAGUGGGGGGAAUUGUUUUGCCCAAAAGUGUGUAUGGUAAGCAAAAUUGCAUAGAGAACUGUGUAUUAGGAGAAAUUUGCAGUAAAAUGCUGGUGAACUUUCAUGAUUAUUAUUUUUUUUAAAAAGCAAACAGAUGAGGAAACAUUAGAAAAAUGAGACACUAGGGGGAAAAGAAAACCAUGGAGGAUGAGCUAUCAUGGCUCAAAACCAUUGAUACCCUUAAUCUCCACAAAUUUGUCCAAUCCUAUUUUAAAGCCAUCCAAAUUCCAUAGUUUAACCAUAUGCUGUGUGAAAAAGUACAUUGCCAAGCUCAUACAUCAUCAUAUCAUAACUACAAACACACACCCUUUGUAAAAGUUUAAGCUUAUUUUUCCAAGAGCAAAAUACAGUUUUGGAGCUCUCAGUGGCACACUGCAGAAGAGGCAUGUCUUGGCAGGAAGAGCCGACGGUAAUUCAUUGCACCAAGCCCAUUGUUUCUCUCCCCAGAUUCUACAAACAGAGACUCUCUUGAUAUGAUCGAACGGAGCAUCUGCUUAGUAUGCCUUGAUAGUCCAAGUGGGGAGGAACCCACAGAUACCAACAUGGCUUUGCAGCUUCUGCAUGGAGGAGGCUACAGUAAAAAUGGUGCCAAUCGUUGGUAUGAUAAGCCUAUGCAGGUAAGAAGUUGCUAUUGGCGCAUGUGAGUUCUCAUUCAUGUCAAAGGCUGGUCAACAUGGAAGGGUUCUAGCAUUUUAAUCCAAACCCUCCUAAUAUGUACUUCCCAAACAUGAACCAGGAUGCAGUUACCCUCUGAAAUUUGCCCUUCUCUGAAUUUUUCAACCCCAAAACUACAUAUAGCAAAACAUAUUUUGGCAGGUAAUGUGCACAAAAAUGGUCACAAAAACGAUGCACCAAAAAAUGCAGUCCUGGAGGGGAAAUUACUUAUAGACAGGCAGAUAUUCAGCAAAAUCACUUGCAAAAAACGUGAAAUGCUCAAGACAAUGCAUGCAUUUUUUAAAUGCAAUUAGUAUAGCGGUUAGUGUGUUAUAUUAGGACUUGGGAGAGCAGAGUUCAAAUCUCCACUCAGCUAUGUAACUCACUGGGUGAUCUUGGGCCUAACCUACUUUACAAGAUUGAUGAGAUGAUGAAUUGGGGAGGAAGAAAACCAUGUACACUACCUUGAGCUCUUUCAAGAAAAGGUGAGAUAGAAAGUAAAUAUUUAAAAAAUGCUAACUGAUUUGGAAAUGGGGAGAACUAAGCUCAGACUGAACUUAGCAAAAUGAGAGAGGAACCAAAACGGACUGAUCCAUCCAUCCCUACCUGUAGUUGCAUGUACUAUGUCAUUAGUAACUGAAUCAAGAAGGAGAACCUUCCCUAUACUCCCAGAGCUGCUGUCCCAGACUGAAGACACAUGGCGCCUAGUUAGUCAUAGUCGCCUUAGACUGGACUUAACCAUCAUGGGGUCCUUUACCUUUACCUUUUUACGUAGAUAGAAGAUUACCCGGAACUUUAUGUACCCUGACCCUGAGGUUUGCUUAGCUAAUGACCAGUCCCUAACCAAAACCAUGCCAGUCUAACCAACACAUUACACUGGCCUGCUCUCUUCAUCACAGCCACACAUAGUCAACCCCUGACCUCUAGACCUGAGGAGCAGAUCUACCUCACUCAGGUUUCCCAUUAAGCCAGCACUAUCCUCAUUUGUGUUUCUCAAUGUCAAACUCCACGUGGGGUGGCAUAACAUCCCCUACCUCUAUAUAUAAUUUGCUUCCCAGCGUAUAAUUUCCUCCACACUCACGAGAGUGAGUCUAAUUGGCCUACAGUGCGUAACAGGCAGAAAUAGCUGUAUUCAUUUCCAAUUAAGUCAAAUGGAAAAUGUUAAGCUAAAGAAUCCAUCAUGGGAGGGUGAGGAAUCUAGUUUUCCCCAAUCUUGCAUUAUUUUAUGUUAUAUUAAUAUCUGGUGGAGCAUAUCUGCUGUUGUAAUUCGCUUGGGUUAACACACAUUACUGAUAAAAAAACCGACCUUUCUGUACAGGGUUAGUUUUCUUGGAUUUUUCUGUGCAGCCUAUCAGGACCUUUGCUGCUUGCAAGUGGUUCCGUAAUUACAUUGGAAAUGUCAUCCUGCAACCAAAGACUUUGUGGGGUUGUGGCCUUUGACUCCACUCCAGAUACAGGCAUGCAAGACUAGGAGCCCAACACGGCUAAUAGUGAGGGGUGAAUUUGCAUCUGCAUGGAAAAAUGGGGAGGAACCAGCAUUAGAACCAGCAUCAAGCGUCAGCACCCUCAGGCAUCUGCAAAGGGCCUAGAGACGGGCAUAUCUGUCAGUUUCAGUUUCCCAGUCAUCAAGUUCUGUUCUAUACAUUUCCACAUCAGUUUCCGAUUCCCCUCCCCACCCAAAGUCCUUAUGAGAAAUCAACAUUUCUCUUAAUACAGUGGUACCUCGGGUUAAGGACUUAAUUCGUUCCGGAGGUCCGUUCUUAACCUGAAACUAUUCUUAACCUGAGAUACCUCUUUAGCUAAUGGGGCCUCCCGCUGCCACCGCACCACCGAAGCACAAUUUCUGUUCUCAUCCUGAAGCAAAGUUCUUAACCCGAGGUACUAUUUCUGGGUUAGUGGAGUCCGUAACCUGAAGCGUAUGUAACCUGAAGCAUAUGUAACCCGAGGUACCACUGUAUACUUUUUGUAUGCAAUUUUACCUAACACAUACACAUUUUUGCAAAGCAAUAUCCUUUAAAGAAUGCAUUGUUGUGUAUUCUUUUCACUAGCAAAUGCAUUUUUUGCACGCAUUGCCUCAGCAUGUGCGUUUUGCAGGCAUUGCUUGACUGGGGCGCAAGGCGGCGGGGAGAAGAAUACACUGCAAAAUUCAGAGAAGUGUGCAUUUUGAAUUUCUGUGUUUUUGGUUCAUUCAGAAAGUGUGAAUUAGGUAGGCUUGUUUUUAAAUGUGAACAGAAUCACAUUUAUCCCUCACCCUCAUAAAUGUGUAUACCCUGUUGGUGGUGGUGGUACACUGACAAGUCCCUAGACCUGCUGCAGUGAGGAGUUAAGCUCCCUGAAGAAGAGAGGCCCAUUACCCAAAGACCCUCCAAAACCUGCAGCCAAGACUGAUGCACAUGCGCAGCCAUAGGGAUGGUGUAAGAAAUCUAGGUCAAUUCACACUUAAAGCUGAAUCUAUCAAACAUGCACUUUCUAAAACAUUGGAACAAUGCAAGCAAAUAAUGCUUGCAUCCUGAUCCAGUGACUGUCCAUAUUUUUGCAUGUGGGAAUGCAUACCCCUUAACUGCCCCAAUUAAAUCAGGAAAUCCCAUUUUGGGGGGCCAUGCUCUUGCGCAAGAGCACAGCACCCAAAAACGUGCAAGAUUGUGGCCCAGAAAAAAUCUAUCUUUCUGGCCCACGCUCUUGCAUGGGUCAUGUGACUCAUGCAGGUGCACAGCCUCAGAAGCCGGGCAUCCUGGUUUUCCCACUGCAGCAUGUUGGAGGGUAUGGGAACAUACCUGCAGAAUUUAAACUGCUUUGGGAUUUUUCCCCCAACGAAAACUGAAGUUUUAAGAAGUUUUCUAGAAGUUUUAAAAUAAAUAUAAGGUAAAGGGACCCCUGAGCACUAGGUCCAGUCGUGACCGACUCUGGGGUUGCGGCGCUCAUCUCGCUCUAUUGGCCAAGGGAGCCGGCGUACAGCUUCCGGGUCAUGUGGCCAGCAUGACUAAACCGCUUCUGGCGAACCAGAGCAGCGCACGGAAACGCCGUUUACCUUCCCACCGGAGCGGUACCUAUUUAUCUACUUGCACUUUGUGCUAGGUUGGCAGGAGCUGGGACCGAGCAACGGGAGCUCACCCCGUUGCUGGGAUUUGAACCGCCGACCUUCUGAUCAGCAAGUCCUAGGCUCUGUGGUUUAACCCACAGCGCCACCCACGUCCCAAAAUAAAUAUACAACUCAGUAAAAGAAGCGGAAGGAUUCACUUGCUGUUUCUGUCUGUAUAUAUCCCCCCUGCUCAGUUUGUUGUGGGAAGAGAUGGAGUGUGUGGAACAGUGUGCGAACAUUCUCCUUUCGACGGGAUUGUCCUGGUACAAUGCAUUGAACAUUUGCUCAGACACAUGUAAGUUGCCUGUGAUGGGCCUCUAAGCUAUUACUUCCUUCUCUUCUCCAAUGCCACUGGAGUAUUGCUUAUCUUCCUCAGCUGUUGGAAUUGUGCAGUCCUUCCAGUGAUAUUUUGGAAAUCGGUAGCACCUUGAUGAGAUACACAUGUUAAAUUUUAUUUGGUUGUCUAUGUACAGUCGUACCUUGGCUCCUGAAUGCUUUGGGAGUCGAACUUUCCAGCUCCCAAAUGAUUGAAAACUGGAAUUGAGUGUUCCGUUUUAUGAACAUUCUUUUGGAAGCUGAAUGCCCGAUGGGGCUUCCAAUGCUUCUGAUUGGCUGCAGCAACUUCCUGCAGCCAAUGAGAAGCUGUGCUUUAGUUGUUGAACAUUUCGGAAGUCAAACGGACUUCUGGAACAGAUUCUCUUCGACUUCCGAGGUACGACUAUUAGAUUUCUUACCCACCCUUUGUCAUAAAAUCCCAGAGCAAGUUACAACAAUGCAAAAAUACGAUAAAAUCAGUUAAAACAACUUAAAGUCAGAAAAAUAGGGUGGGUCCUUAUAUAUAUAUAUAUAUAUAUAUAUAUAUAUAUAUAUAUAUAUCAGGUGUCGAAGGUCAGGGUAAAGAGGUGUGUUCAGCAUAUGAUUCCAAAAACUUAGGAGCUGCCACAAAGAAUUCCCCCACUUGCGACACACUCCCCAAGUUUCCUACGGCACUGAAACUACCAAGAGGGCCCCAUAUGCUGAUUGAAACACUGGGGAAGGAGUUGGGUCUUUCAGAUGUUUGGUACCUAAGUCAUUUAGGGCUGUAAACACCAAUGUGAAUAUUUUGAAUUGCUCCCAGCAGCCAACUGGAAACCAGUGCUGCUGUUUCACAGCUGACGUGGGUUAUAAUUUGCUUAUGUAAAAAGAUGCAGAAAUCUAAUCACUGUGAAACCCUUUUUAAAACGUUUGACUCUUGCAAAGGGAUGUCUUUUGAGACACCUAGCGAUGCCAAUCGCUUCCAUGGCAUAACAACUCUAAAGAAUUAGGUAAUGUGAUGAAAUUAUAAACCUGGAAUUUCAGCUUUGAUGUCAGCACAUCAAUGACUUUAAGUAACGGGAGAGGAGAGCUUUCUAGUGUGUCUUGUUGGUAAAAUAGUCUACCAGCCUAGAAGUAUUGAUCAGUGGUGGCAGUGCCAGUGGACUGACUGGCACAAAUGGAUUGAUCACCUCUGGGUACUUGGGUGUAUCCAAUCCAUUCAUGGCCAUUUUGCCCAAUGGAUGCAACCUAAUGUAACUAACAGUGACAGUACCUUACUAAUACAUUAAUUAAUGUAUUAAUUAACUAACAGUACCUUACUAAUACCUUGAUUAAUAUUAAGAAGCAGCAUUCAGAAGCAGCAGUGAAUAUAGAUCAGGCAGCAAGUGUCAUGUAGAUCAGUUAAUUGCAGUAGGACCUUCAGUCAUCUGUCUGAUGUCAAAAAAACCUUUUUGAGUUCUACUGCGUCUAACAGCAUAUUUAUUGGCAUUCUGUCAUUUAAAAAAAUCAGGAAAGAAGGUGCAAAGAAAUUGGUCAGAGCAGAUUCAGUGAGUGAACUUCCUGCUCCAAGGAGACUAAGGUGGAAAUGUUCUCCAGAAAUUCAGGGACACUUGGCGUCAUCAGCAGAAAAACUUCAAAGGUACCAUAGUUUCAUUAGAUUUUCAACUUGUGUGUGUAUGGGCGGUUAUUUUAAUGUGUUGGACUUUCCUUAAUAAUAUAAUCAAUGAAUAAAAACAGUAAAAGCUGAGAGAAAGAUCAGCUAUAGAACAUAGUGGUUUCAACUUAAGCUAUUAGGGCUGCAAGCUUUUAUUGACUUUCAGAUUGACUAACUGCUGAGUGGGAGCUGAUUGUAAUCAGUAAAGGUAGAUAUUCAUUGACUGAAUUGCCUAUUUCUUUUUGCUUUGACCCAUAUCAGCCACAGAGAGAGAUUGCGGCUGAAGAAAAGGGCUUUAACUCUUCUUGUCUGCCAUUUUCCCAAUGAACAUCCCCCUUUCUUUCACUAAAGCUGCUGUCUGCCCCCUUGGGGAAAAGUUAUGGACACUCUUCUAGAGAACAAAUGCAUUGCAAUGAGAUGGUAGGAGUCUGAAUAAUCUCCAUGACUAUUUUUAUCGUCAGAUAGUGCUACAGUGGAUUGCCAAUAUGCGUUCAGCCUGGCAGAACCCCUUUCAUUAGGAUAAUUGGCACCAACGGGCCUAAAUGGUUGUCCAAUGCAGAACUAAGGAGAUGGGUGAAGCCAGAGGUGAUAACUCGAAUAAAAUAUUGGGAGGGCACUGGUAAGCCUUGCCCUACAUAAUCAAUCACAUGAUGUGGCACACACACACCAGUUGAAUGGCAAGGCCCAUCAAUUUGGGCCUGGCCCCCUCAAAUAUUUUAUUGCGGGGGGCUAAAGGACCUCAGCCCCCAAUAGUUGGCUCCUAUGGGUGGAGCCUUCUUUGGGAAAGGGGCGUGUCUUUCUUCCGCCUUCCCCCUCGCUUUGUGGGUUGAUGUCAACCAGCUGUUUGUGCAGGAGCUGCAGGUUCUGACUGAGGUGAUCUGAGGAAAAGGUCAGAGCUGUAGGACUUGCUGGCAGCUCUGAAGAAGUAUCUGCUGCAGCAACUUAAGAUGUGACUCUCCAAUAUGGUAAAUCCAGGACAUUCUUUCAAUUUGCUGGAACUCAGUUUUGGCACCUCUCAGGUGGGCGCCAUUGCCGUUAUAAGAGAACAAGGGAGGUGUUCAUGCUGAGUUCUGGCACCUCUUUUUCUAGAAAAAAUAGCACCAGCAAAACCUGUAUAUAUGCAAAAAUAUCCGAUAUACCACCAAACACCAGUUAGCCUCAAUCCAGGGGAACCAAAUUCAGUGUAGGUGCUGUGGCAAACCCUGGAAAUUUUCACUGAUAAGGGUUUUGAGAACACCAUAAUGGUUAUCUCAUCUUUAGUAUAACAGGGGGUGGAGAGGAAUAACAGAACAAAAGCAAACUAUGAGGGCUAAGCGUCACACAAGAUUGUGCCUCCACAUUUGCCAUGGCAAUGUAAUACUUAUUAUUACCGGUAUGUUUCUGUCACAUAAUAAAUGACUGCAAACAUGACAGGAAGUAAAUUGGAUACAGCAUUUAGCCUUUGCAUAAAAUGCAAAGAGCAACCUCUAUUUGUACACAUGCUACACCCUAAGCAAGCAAAUGAGUAAGUCAAGACAUACAGAGUGGGGAGAAAAUGUAUAGGCAAGAGUGACAGCAAACAACUCAUUUGAGUAGACAAUUUGAAUUGAAGUAUUAGUUCUUUGCAUGCUCCCGUCUGUCCCUACAAAGCCUUUUUCUCCUGCAUUGCAUUUUCCAACACGCCAUAUGAUCAUAUAGCUUUUAUAGCACAGCUCUGAACAAGACAUAUAAUACAAGGAAUUUGUCACUAUGGCCCAGAUCCCAAGAUCACCUGCCUGACUACUUUGGGGCAUACACCAGGAGAAACAAAAAUAGAUCAAAAUAAAUAAAUUACACAAUAACUCCUGUUCUCACUUCUGGAGUUUUUCAUCAUUUUCUAGGAUGGUGAAAAAUCUAGAUUUUAUCGCUUAUAAAUUUGAAAACUACGGAAAAGAGUUUAUCAAGAAACAGAAGAUGAGCCCAGAUGCCUACAUCCAAGUGGCACUACAGCUGGCAUUUUACAGGUAUGUAAUUAUUUUUAUUAUUGAUUAUUGAUUGAAUUUAUAUAACGCCCUAUACCCAGAGGUCUCAAAGCAGUUCACAUAAUAAAAUCAAUAAACCAGCUAUCAGCUCUUAUUUGAAGCUUGCAAUGCAAUAGCUGACCACAGAUUAUGCUCUGGGAGACCCCCGGGCAAGAAUGAGCAAAAUAUCAGAGCCUUUUCUCAUGACCCAGGGACCCCACCUUCUUGCUCACCUUUAGGAGAGUGAGAGUCAAGGUAGAAAUUGUUCACACCAUUAGUAACUGUGUGAAUGGUUAUGUAAGUAUAAAUUGCAGGUUUUGGGGAAAUAAUCAAGACUGGGACAGUGGGACGCUAGCAGUGGGUAUGCUUAUUUAACCCUUUGUCUCCCUUGUUUCCAAUCUACAUCAGGAACCCUUUACCAGCCAUUUGCAUCAGGAGGAAAGCUCCCACUGGUGGCAAUGGGAGCAUAGCUGUCAAUGUUUCCCUUUUUUAAAGGGAAAUUCCCUUAUUCCAAAUAGGAUUCCUCGCAAGAAAAGGGGAAAGUUGACAACUAUGAAUGGGAGCUUUCUUCUUCAUGCAAAUAGCAGACAUGCAGGACCAAAUCCAGUUCAAGACCAUCAUGGGGGUCUUCCAUCAGGAUCUAAGUCUGGAAUGGCGGGGAAUGGGGACUCACACCUACAGUUUACACUUAAAGACAUUCUUCACACAAAUAUAUCAUCUAGGUUGGCCCUGAGAUGAAUAUCUGUUUCCAUCAGAUAUUCAGGAAGGCCAAGGUUAUGCUGCCGCCAGCAUUUUGGGACACAGAGCACAAAAUAAGAGAGCUAAUAUUUGUCUCUGUCUCUCCCUGCCCUCCCUCCUGACACCUGGGUCAAGCCUGACAUCCAGGAAGCCUUGAGCUCACCAGUGGAGACACACAGUCUGUCCAGAGAGAACAUUAUAAUUCAUCCUUGCUCAUCUUUGGAGCACCAAGUAGAAUGACAGAAUAGAGGUUGUGUUAGAGAAGCAUCUUGGUGCUGUGGUGUUUGAACCUGGCCAUCCUGAGUGUUAAAUGCUGGGUCUAAUUAUGAUGGUUAGAAAAUGCAAGCAGGAAAUGCAAGAAGCAGAAGGUCUACCUCCCCUUCCUCUUCCUGCUUCUUGCAUUUGGUCCAAGUUCAUCUCUCAUCAGAUGCCUCUAUUGCUUUGAUCACUAUUAAUCUUAUUCCACACCACCUUGGGAACCAAUUGGUUGAAAGGGGGAGGUGUAUCAACACACAAGAUGCAAGCAAGCAAACAGAUAGGAUAACUGUCCAGCUUUUGCUACACCUGUCUUCGGUCAUUCUGCUUCCAGUGUGCAGAUCAGUUCCCAACUCCCACCUUCCUGUUGCCCAAUCAAACCAACCUCACGCCCCUCUGAAAAGGGCAGCCCUGUGUGGCAUUUCCUUCCUUCUCUGCAUAAACUGUAGUACAACCUAGGCCUUGGCCUAAUGUCAUUACUGUUACGAUAUAGAAGCAAUGCAGCCGCGAGCUGCUAGCUUGAAAACAGCACAUGAUGGAAUGUUAGGACUGUUCUGUGGGAAACAGAGGGACAGUCAAUUCACAGGGCAAUGCACCAGAAUUAGCUCAGAGUGUAAUAUGAGCUCUUCCUUUUGCUCUUGUACAGGAAGUACAGGUUUUGUUUCACUCUCGACUGCUGGAGUUUGAAGAGAGAAGUCAUGUUUUUUGUAACGCCGCAAAGACAGAAAUAAAGGCAUGUAAAUACGUUUCUGUCUAUCUCUUUCCCCUGCCGGGGGGGGCAGGAAAGAGGGGGUGUGUUCUUCUCACUCUGAGAAGGAUCGCCUAUCGCGACCCUUGCCUGGAUCUUGCUGAGGAAUGCAGACAGGGAGGUCAACAGGAGAUCAAGCCGGGAGCCUGGAGAGUUGCCAGUUUCUCCUGAUAAAGGCUUGAUUCCUAACAAUUACAUGGUGCAUUUCCCCACCUCUGAUCCACUUCCUUGGCUGUUGCUAACAGCCGUGCUGGAUUUAGGGCAGCGCAUAUAAUAAUAUAAUAAUGAGUAUUAUAUUCUCAGCCACUCUGGGUGGCUCCCAACAGAAUAUUAAAAACACGAGAAAACAUCAAACAUUAAAAACUUCCCUAUACAGAGCUGCCUUCAGAUGUCUUCUAAACGUCAGAUGGUUGUUUAUUUCCUUGACAUCUGAUGGGAGGGUGUUCCACAGGGCAGGUGCCACCACCGAGAAGGCCCUCUUCCUGGUUCCCCUGCACAGGGGGUCAAGCCAAGGGGGCACAAAACAACAACAACAACAACACAGGUGCCUACUGAGAAGAUCCAAGCAACUGUACCAAAAAGAAUUAUUGUGAAAAUAAGAAUUGGGGCGGGGGGGGGGUUGUCCUCACUCAGGGUGCCAUUUUACCAAAGUAAAAUGGUCAUACCAAUAGGUAGCUGUCCAACCACUUCCAGCCUCCUAGUUGUGGUGCAGCCGGGAAGGAAACAUAGUCCACUCUGUCAGUCAUAAGCCCCCUCUGCAGUGAACAAGCAGAAGAGUAAUAGGCCCUAAUUAGCAGACAAAUCAGAGUAUAUAGAUGCAGAUUAUCCUUGUUGCCAUUAGAAUCUGAAGAGUAGCAAACAUUCCUUGUUUAAAGCAUCAUGAAUUUAACUGGGAAAUUAAAUGAGACGCCCUGGAGCCAUGUAAAAAAGAAAGGGGGGGAACAGCUUUGCUAGACAGCAAACAUUUAUCAGCAUAGCGUUAAAGAAAAAGGGGCAUGUGAAGAUGGAGGUGAACAAAGGGCAUUCUACAAAAUUAAGGUGCUUAGCUGCUGCUCUGUGACCUAGCCAGGUUUGCUUUCAGUGUAGAUAAAUGGCUUUGAAAUUCUCUUUAGUAAAUUAAUCUAAAGAGUGGGGUAGGGAGCAACAUACACAUUCCCUUGGAGCCUUCUCUGUGUUGCUUUUCAGCAUGGGAUCUUUAACGUGAAACUGCAAGCUUUUCCACCCAGUUGAUCAAAGCAUGCCCUGGCCUCAUUCUGGCCUUGGUAGGGCAGCACAUUCCUUCAACUGCAAGCCUCAAUGCCACAAUAACAAUGUGAUAUCCUAUCUCUGUGCAAUAGACUGUGGGGAGGAAAGAUAGUUGUGCCUAUAAAUUGGUUCAAUGUGUCCUCCACUGUAAGCUAAGGACCAACAUUGUCUCGACCAAGUGCCAUUUGUCAACCACAACCUGGAGGACCUCACAGUGGAGGAAAUACAGAUGUGGGAACUGCAGCUAGAGUGUCUAGAGAUACUAUGCUUUAACUUUAAGGCCAUUUCACACAAUCCAUUGCAACAAGCACAUCUUCACAGCUGGAUUAUGGAAUUCAGUGUCACAAACUGUGAUGAUAGCCACCCGUUUAGAUGGCUUUUAAAAGAGAUUAUACACAGCCGCCGAUAGACCAACUGCUCAUGAAUAUAAGCUAUGAUGGAACCUCCAGUUUUUGUUCUUGUAGUCUUGAACAUGGAGUUUGUGCUCAGCUGGGAUUUGCAGCCAGUGUGAUCUGUGCCUAUGCACAUGUUUCAGUUUGUCACAUUCAUACUUUCCAUUAUUACAUUAACUCCUGAAAAAUAUACCACCCUAGUUCACACACUAUAGUAAACCAUUGUUAAUGGUUUAUGCCAAACUGGGCUGUUUCGCUCCUUCCCACUAGGGCUAGGGAGAAACCAACUGCAAUCUCUGAGUGUCAUGUCCAAAUCAGGGAUAAUGGUUUGUUUCACUCAUACAAGCCAUGAUCAGUAAAUAAGCCAAGAACAAACUUUGACUUAUCACCAUGGUUUAAAGCAAAAACAACAACAACCUUUGAUCUCUGGUUUUUGCAUGUCCUUCUAAGCAAGGGAUUCGUCCCAGCACUAUGGAGGAUGAGUGAAGGGGGCACAAUCAGGUUCUGCAGGACAGAGCCAGAUUUAGGGCAAAGCCUGGGCCUAGGGGGCACCUCAGAGUGUCCCAACUAUGACGUAGUGAAUUGAGAAGAAUAUAAGGUGAGAGGCAGGGAGGUGCUGACUUUAGGCCUCACACAGUGCACCGCUGAAAUUUGAAAGACCAAAGUCUGCUCCUGCUUCUCGCUUGCUGAUUGUGGCCUUCCCACAAUCAGGAGUAAAUUUCUGGCACUUUUGAAACUACUCCUAUUUUGGCAGAGAGCCUCUGGACCUCUCCAUUCCAGUGGACAUAGAAUGGUGGAUGCAUCUCAUCUAUGAUGCCUUAAUUUUUCAAAGCACACAUCAGGCCCUCUUAUGUGGUACCUUGGUUCCCAAAUUCAAUCCGUUCUGAAAGUCUGACUUCAAAAAUGUUUGCAAACCAAGGCACGGCUUCUGACUGGCUGAUUGGCCCCAAAAACAAUGCCAACAGCUGAAAUGGACGUUCAUAAACUGGAACACUUACUUCCGGGUUUGUGGGGUUUGGGAGCCGAUUUGUUUGGAGCCAAGCCAUUCGGGAAUCAAGGUACCACUGUACCAGUAUCAUGCCCUGGUACAUAGCAUAGGAAUCACCGCUAUUCCAUGUCUCCCUUUAAUCACAGAACAGUAUGGUGUUGUUUUUUCUCUAUUGAAUUGAAAUAAAAAGAGUUGCCAUCCCACAAGCCAAUGAUGAAUCAUGCCGUGAUUUCAUUAUGUAGCACAAAUGACAUAUUCCUUGAGCUUACAACAAGCAAACCUCUUUACUAGCCCUGUCGUCAGACAUAAAGGAUUUCUUGGCUAGUACUGCAUUAACCAAAAUGAAUUCAGCCAUAUGUGCAUCAAUCUUGUCGUUUAAAGGGGGGAUGCCAUGUCUAGCCUUUGUCUAGAACUCUAUUAGCAUAAACAUGAAAUAUUAUGCCAAAUAAAAGUCAAGGCUGCAAAACGAAAACCCGGAGAGCCUAUUUUUAUUUCAUACCGUCACCCCCCGCUAAAAUCACUAUAUGUAUUUCACCAUGCCUGUAGAUUAUACGGGAGACUUGUUCCCACCUAUGAAAGUGCUUCCAUACGGCGGUUUGAAGAAGGAAGAGUAGACAACAUCCGAUCUGCGACUCCCGAAGCUUUAACUUUUGUCAAAGGAAUGAUUGAUAAAAAAUCAUCUCUGCAGGUAAGAGGAUUUACACACAACCCUUUAUACUGUUAUAUCCUGCAGGAACAGGGCCAACUCUGGAUUUGCAGAGGCGGGGCUUGAAUAAGAUGUCCUUAGUAAGACUCCUCUGAAUGAGACCACUCUCUCUGGCCCUUCUCCUGCUCAGUUCCUGUGGAAGGGCCAUAGCUCAGUGGGAGAGCAUGUGCCUGGCAUGCAGAAGGUGAAAGGUGCAAUACCUGUCAUCUCCAGGUAAAGUUGGGAAUACGUCCUGUAAGGAACUUUAGAAAGCUACUGCUGCUCAUGUUUCUAAAAUGGACAAUGGGGUGGGGACUUGGAGGUCCACAAAAAAAAACAUGCUUUGGGCAUCACAGCAGAGUACCACUUGGAUGCGUCAGUUUUUAAUAAUAAAAAACUUGAGGAAAAGUUUUAAAAGGACAGUUGUGGCAGUUGGGAACCCACAAAAAAAUUGGAGUACUUACUUUGCCAAAUCUUUAUUAGGCAUUACAAGUAUAGGCCAUCAUAAAACAUCCAUAUAUAAAGUUUUAAAAUAUAUACAAAUAAACAGCCAUUCAUAAUACGUAGUAACAAGAAUUUUCAUUGGAAUUUCUUCUGCUAAAUAGUGCCAUUUGCCACUCUAAGAGAUAUUAUUGACAAAUGCUCAGCCCCCCUUGCAGUUAAAAAUUGGAGUCUGCCUGUGGUCCUCAGAUUAAUGAACCCUAAAUUAAAGGAUCCAGUUGGCAAAACAAUGAGAUUGUUGUGAUAGAUUGCCCAUAAUUUUUGGAAGCAAAUUUGAGUUUUUAAUUUGACUUCAGAUUUGGCCGCACCAAUUUUGUAAAGGGUGUGUUUUGUUUUUUGUUUUUUUAAGGGUGACUUGAAGAGUUGGCAGCUUCCACACAGUGCAGCUGCCCACAUUGCGCUAUCAUGAAGGGAUGGCCCAUGUCAUGAUGCCUCUUGCCAUAGUGGGUUUUCCAUCCCUCAGAGAAAGGUGUGCACCUUUGUUAAAAAAAUUAAAGGAGGGCACUCUCAAUUUGUUUGAUAUCGUAAUGGAAUAAGAUGUUUUCGUUUUCAUUGUCCAAAUGACCAAAUUUUGGUCAAGGAGAUAAAGAACUACACAAUUUUUAGAGGACAUGUGAAGGCAGCCCUGUAUUUGGAAGUUUUUUUUAUGUUUGAUGUUAUAUUGUGUUUUUUAUAUGUGCUGGAAGCUGCCCAGAGUAGCUGGGGCAACCCAGGCGAAUGGGUGGGGUAUAGUAAUAGUAAUAGAAAUAGUAGUAAUAGUAAUAACAUGAUAACCAAAUUAAUUUAGAAGCCGCUGCAAAUCCACAUAAGUUCCAGUGUGUAUAGGCCCUGGAUUGCCUUUUAAACAUUUAGUAAGGGGCAAUGUAGGGGUGCGGGUGGCGCUGUGGUCUAAACCACUGAGCCUAGGGCUUGCCGAUUGGAAGGUCAGCGGUUCGAAUCCCUGCGACGGGGUGAGCUCCCGUUGCUCUGUGCCAGCUCCUGCCAACCUAGCAGUUUGAAAGCACAUCAAAGUGCAAGUAGUUAAAUAGGUACCGCUCUGGCGGGAAGGUAAACGGCAUUUCCGUACACUGCUCUGGUUUUGCCAGAAGUGGCUUAGUCAUGCUGGCCACAUGACCCGGAAAAACUGUCUGCGGACAAACGCUGGCUCCCUUGGCCAGUAAAGUGAGAUGAGCGCCACAACCCCAGAGUCGUUCGCAACUGGACUUAACUGUCAGGGGUCCUUUACCUUUAAGGGGCAAUGUACACACAACAGAGAAAAGCAGUGGUUUGGAGUCUGCAAUUCUAAGCAGAAAAGGGAGAAGGGAAAAGAGGGAUGAACUCUUUCCCUAUCUGGCAAUUUCCAGCUCAAAAUCACAUCAACCCAGCUGCUUCCCCCACCCUUCCACCCCACCCUCUUCACAUUGACAUAAAGCUCCAGAAACAAAUGUACAUCUGGAAUCCUACAGGGGGAAAUCAGCUUGGAGAGCCAUUUCAGUGUGGGAAAAUGGUAGGCAGGCAAGCAAAGAAUUAAGCACCCACUCGCAGCUCUCGACUGCAACGUCCCAAAGAUGCUUUUCUUCACGAACAAACAAAAAGUCUGCCAAGGCACACAUUUGCGUGAAGUGUGCCCUUCACCCCUAAGGAAAGCAAUUCAGUGGUGCUUGCAGUACAAAUGAGCACAGCAGGGAGCUCAGUGGGCCAAUUCUGUACCUUCUCCCACUAUAUUUUUCCCCUCUGAGGUAAUUAUCCCAUCUCACCUCAUAGCAUUUGAACUCGUUAAAUCCUUCCAGCUACAAAUGCAAUAUACUUUAGUGUUUCCUUUCAACAUUUUGACUUCCUUUUUGCAGCUGAAGACAAUAGGGUUUUUUUUGGGGGGGGGACAACUCAGAGGUGUAAAAGAGACUCUGUCACCCUCACUGGUUUUGCCCAGGUGUUUUCUCUGACCCAACAGACCUGGUGCAUGUUUGAGAAGCACCCAGAAAAUAUGAGAAAAGUGCAAAUGGAGAAGACAGUGGGAUGAGUGUGCCACAUUCCAUGGCGAUAGUGCCUUUGACAUCCCACUUGUAACUCUGAAAGAGCCUGUCUCUAUUUUAAAAAUGGAACUACAGUGGUACCUCAGUUUUUGAAUGUCUCAGAAGUCAAAUGUUUCAGUUUUCAAACGCUGAAAACCCAGAAAGAAAUGCUUCCGUUUUUCAACACACCUCAGAAGUCAAACGGCUUCUGCUGAGUUUGUUUCAAUUUUUUCUAUUGAAUUUGCAGACCGCCCUUGGUUUUCGAACAUUUCAGAAGUCGAAUGGUCUUCUGGAAUGGAUUACAUUCGAAAACCAAGGUACUGCUGUACAUGUUAGGGCUGAUGCUAAAAACAGUGGACCACCAUCAUCUGUUCCACCUGCCCCUGUUAAUAUUUGGUAAUGUUACAUGAACCCCAGUUUCCAAGCAGUGAAAGACCUCAGGGGAGCCAUAACAUACAUUGGGCUUGGUUUCCUUAGACAAUGUCACUGGAGACCUUGCAAAACUCAGUUGUAACUUCUCAGCAAAAGUAAGAAUCCAAUGCAUUCUAAGUAACCACCACACAAUAACUAUUUGGGAUAGCAAAGGAUAGGGAUGGGGAACCAAUUCAAUUCAGUUCACAUUUAAAGCUGAAUGUAUAAAAUUUGCACUUCCAAAGCAAUAUGAGAACCAAAACACAGCCAUCCUUCAAAAUGCACACUUAUCCAGAUUUUGUGAUACAGUUGUUCAACCAACUUGUGUUCACAAAAAUGCAUCGGAGGGAGGGGGAAUGUGCAUAAAAAGUAAUAUAUUUGCAUUAGGUUUACUCAAAUGCAUGUAUGUUUGAUAGGUUUACAUGGAAAAUCCAUUAAAAUAUUCUAAUAAAUAUAUUGGUGAAAGCAACAUACAAAAAUGCAUUAUAUUACUGGAAAAUGCGUUCAAAAAUGUGUACAUUCAUAGAUGUGCUUAUUAGGAGAAAUUUGCACAAAAAUGCUGAAGAAUUUUCAUGAAGAUUGCAUUUUUUAAAAAAUUGCUACAGAAAUGUGGCAAACUGAAUGUAAGAUUGGACAAAUGAGAAUGAGAAUGAUUUUUAUUUGCUUGCCUACUGCUUGUAAAGGCUGCAUUCAAUCCAUGGGCAUAGCUGAGGAAGGCUAGGGGGCAGCUGCCCCAGCCCAAAUCAAUAAAAUCAAUACAAAUCUGAGGUUCUGCCCCCCCAAAAAACCCUGCCCCCCAACAAAAGACUGCACCCCCUAACAACAAUCCUGGCUACACCCAUGAUUCAAUCCACUAUCUUUAAUGAAAUUUGUGUAAUCUAAUAGUAAUAGUACUUUGGUUACAAAGCCUUCUGCCAGUUUAUUAUUUCUAAAUAUUUCUUUUUGCCUAUAGGACUCUGAGAAAAUGCAACAAUUUAAGGAUGCCAUAGCAGCUCAGACAAAUUACACUAUUUUGGUAAGCAAAACAUUGUCUUGAUAAAACUCAGUUGUUUGGCAUGCCUAACCAUGAAAUUAAUUUACUCUUCAAAAGUCAUUAGAUUAAAAAAUGGAGCACAAUACUGACAAACAUCCUAUAUGUUUCUACAAAAUGUAGAGCAUACAGACCAAAGAAAACAGUCCUCAAUCUUUACCAGAUUUGGAAUGUGAGCUGGGUCUUUUUCCCUGUGUGUAGAUCCACCCUUGGUCUAUUGAAUUAGCUGGAUCAUUAUUUGCACACUGAAUAAUAGGGUGACAAUGAAUGCUUUCUUCUUCUCAGUUAUCAAAAUAAACAAUGAUUCUCACAAAAGCCAUAAUGACCAAACAAUCUAAUCUAAUUGAACCUAGUUUAAAUGGUUAAGGUAUUCUUGAAUUUUCAGAUUCAGUUUCGCUGUCAAGAUCUCAUUAGCGGGGUUGGGGGGAUGGGUGCAAAACAGCAUCAAUCAAUGUUUAUUAUGGCAGACAGCCAGCAUAUAUAUACACACACACACACACACACACACACAUAUUAGUUAUAAUUCAGUCCCACUGAAGUCAAUGUGAAAUGUUAGUAAUGACUAACUGAAGACUUGUUCAUUUCAGUGAGAUCUGUGUGCAACUAGCUUAGUCUAGCUCUUCCCUUAAAUUUAUAUAUUGCACCUACAUAGGAUAUCCAAGGGGUCUCCCAUCCUGGAGACUGUUUGAGUCAUCCCUCACUUAGCUUCAGUGGUACAGCUUCACUUGAUCUCAGAUCAUCCUCUUAAUCCAGUGGUGGCCAAACUUGACCCUCCAGCUGGUUUUGGACUACAACUCCCAUCAUCCCUAGCUGGAAGGACCAGUGGGUCAGGGAUGGUGGGAAUUGUAGUCUCAAAACAGCUGGAGGGCCAAGUUUGGCCACCACUGUCUUAAUCCCACGAUUGGCAUGCUAAUUAAUGGAUGACAAAUCUCUUGUGCUUCAGAGUUAGGUUGGGAUGCAGACUGAAAUAAACUAAUAAUUAAUGGUACAUCCUUGAGGAAUUUAAUUCUCAGAGACUAGAUGUAAAUUUCCCAUCAGCUUUGAUCAUUUAUAUUUCCUAAUUACUUCUAAAGUAGCACACUUUGAAACAUUUGUGUAGCUCAUCAGUUGGGGUGUGAAGGAUGACAGAGCCUAAAUUGCCAACUUUUGAACUUGCUCCCACUGCUGGGCCUUUAACAGCCACUUGAUCUGCGGCAGCAGUUAGUAGCAGCUUUAUUAUUUAUUUGCAAACAUAUCAGAAGAUGAACGAUAAAACGUCCUUCAUAUGAAGUAGCACAAAAUAUACCACAAAUUGGUAGAUUGGAUUAAUACAUCACCACAUCUGGCUUCCGUUCAAAGUGAAGAACAGGAAAGCCACAGUUGGUUUUCUUUCUGGCCCAGUAGGAAAAAUACCCAUCUCAUUAUUAACAACAACAAAAUUAAUCACAGAGUAAUGUUAUUUAGUUGUCCCUUUGUUAGAAAAACAGUGCUGCUAGAUUACACUUGUCAUCUUAAAAAAAUAAUAAUUUAAAUAGUAUAUCCAUCCCCCUACCCCUGCGUUGACUCACCUUUUAUUUUGUAAGCUCAGCUUAGUCUCUUUCUCUUCCGACAUGAUAUUAAUCUAUCUUGGAAAAACGUCGUGGGUCAGAGGCUUAUAAAUCAUGUUGGAUAGCAAAAUAUUUCCAUUGAUCCUUCAGUCUGUUCCUCUUGAUGGGGUAGAACUGAUGGUGACCAGUCUUAGGUUUUAUGAUCUUUUCUCAAAAGUCAUUUAAUAUGUGCACCAGUGGACAUGCCAGUAUUAGUCUCCAGGGUGCAAGUUUUCCAAAUGAGGCAUGAAAGGUUAAUUCAUUCCUUGGCCUUAGCAUCAUCCAUCUAAGAUAUUAGCAAAGGCAACCACCAUUUUGCUUAGCUGGAACCCUCUUCUUCUCCCUUCCUCAAUUCUGUGAAACUGGAUGUUUAGAUUCUGCCUCUGCCACAAACUCGCUACAUGGCCCAAGGAAAGCUACUGCCUCCCACUUUCAGAUCCCUCGCCGUAAAAUGAGAAUAAUAACCCCAAAUCCUAAUUUAUAGUGUUGUUGUAAAUAUUACUGUUACAGUGUAUGAGAGAUGGUUUGAACGCAAGCAAGUGCUUUUUGUAAAUGCUCACCUUGGGCCACCAUACCCUACCUUCCAGGGUUGUUGUGCAGAUUAAGUAGCGAAGGGCAGAACCACAUUGCUCAUUGGAGGAAAGGCAGCAAAGGCAGAUCUAGGGGAGCGUUAACAGUGCCAUCGCACCAGGCACAGAACUUCUGGGGUGCCACAACUAUGGCAUCCAACAGAAGGUGGGAGACAGGAGGUGCCGGAUUUUGGCAUCACACAGAGCCCCACUGAAAUUUGAGACACCAAGUUCCACCACCGAGGGCAAGAUAUAAUGAUGCUGUUGUUUAAUUGUUUAGUCGUGUCCGACUCUUCAUGACCCCAUGGACCAGAGCACGCCAGGCACUCCUGUCUUCCACUGCCUCCUGCAGUUUGGUCAAACUCAUGCUGGUAGCUUCGAGAACACUGUCCAACCAUCUCGUCCUCUGUCGUCCCCUUCUCCUUGUGCCCUCCAUCUUUCCCAACAUCAGGGUCUUCCAGGGAGUCUUCUCUUCUCAUGAGGUGGCCAAAGUAUUGGAGCCUCAGCUUCAGGAUCUGUCCUUCCAGUGAGCACUCAGGGCUGACUUCCUUAAGAAUGGAUAGGUUUGAUCUUCUUGCAGUCCAUGGGACUCUCAAAAGUCUCCUCCAGCACCAUAAUUCAAAAGCAUCAAUUCUUCGGCGGUCAGCCUUCUUUAUGGUCCAGCUCUCACUUCCAUACACCACUACUGGGAAAACCAUAGCUUUAACUAUACAAACAUAACUAUACAGAUAUAAUGAUAAAUGAAAUAAAUACAUACAUACUUUCCCAUUUCUUAUGGACCUGUGCCUCUUCCUGUUAUUUCUGCAGUUUUUCUGCUCUAACUCAUCAGUAGUUCCCCAAUUUAUUUCUAGGUGGAAACAAACCAAGUGGAAGGUAAUAUAAGGGAGACACCAUUUCUCUUAGUGUGCUCACAGCAAUGUUUGGCAGGUUUUUGAAGCACUAUAACAACCUGCAAAACCUGUUUUAAACAGAGAUGACCACAAGAUCAGCUUGCAUACCAGAAGCUAUCAUGCCUCACAUAUCACUGUUGGCUGUCUGAGGAGAAAAUAUUAUCUGUCACCAGGCUCCUCAAUUGAAUAUUUGAUCAGGAGGGAGAGGAAUCAAUAACAUGCACUAAAUGUGGUGUUUGAACAAAUUCUAACCUUAGCUUGGGGAAAAAAAUAUAUUGGGGGCAUUUGCCAUGUUUUAAAAUUUUCUGCAACUUUGUAGGUUAUACUUCUCUUACAAUUAUUUAGAUUUUUAUGUGAGAAAUUAAGGAACUGAACACUGUUAAAAUACUGAACACUGUUAAAAUUCAAACGUGCUGAAGAGCUGUGCACACACAUAUAUUUGAUUUCUAGGAAUAGUCACCUGAAAAAAUUUGCAGUGCAGGUCUAGCGAGAAACUUCACUGAGUUUAGUGGGAUGUAUUCCCAGGGGUGUUUAGGAUUGCAAACUUAAUUUACUACUUUGAGUUUAGAUUUGACUAAUAUUGUAUCCAUUCCGCUUGCCUGAUCUACGUUGACAUAGAUGACAUUCCUUCAGUGUGUUGCUAAUUUUAGGAAACACUAGAAGGUAGGGGGUUUUCUCAUGGAAAAAGUAUAGAAAAGCAAACAUUUCCAUUGAGCAUCGCUGACUGUCCAGUCACUCUGAGUACUGUAGCUCUGUGAGGUGUAUAAGGUCUCUGAACAACUAUCAACACCAGGAAUUCUUUUCAGCCACAACUCAGUUAUGGCACCUCCCAGGUGGGCACCAUUGCCAUUAUAAGAGAACGAGGGUUGCAUUUAUGGUGAGUUCUGGAACCUCUUUUUCAAGAAAAAUAGCACUGCUCAACAGACCACGGUUCCCAGAAUUCUUUGGGGGAAGCCAUGGCUAUUUAAAGUGCUAUGGCACUGGUUUAAAUCCAUAGUGCAAAUGGGGCCACAGUGUGUAGGAUCUGGAAGUGUGCUCUGAACCCACCAGAAACAAUUGCAGGCAAUAGUAUAUUACACUAAUAGAGCUCUCCUUUAUAUGCUGAUCUAAGUCCCAAUGAGUUCAGGGGGACAUGCUGCCAGAUAAGUGAGCAUUGAACCCAAACCGGAAAUUGAGGGAAUAGAGAAUCCCUCCCACUCCAACCAAGCAGCAUGAAAUUAAGUUCAUUGGUACUGACAUCCAAGGGAUGUGUCUUCAGUUUGGGGCAUGUUCAGUUAUAACCCAUUCUAUAUGCUGUUUUGGCUAGGCUAUUACAGGGAUGGCAAUAGACAACCACUUGCUAGGACUGCGAGAGAUAGCCCGUGAACAUUUCAAGGAGCUGCCAGACAUAUUUACUGAUGAAACGUAUUUGACAAGCAAUCGAUUUAUUCUCUCCACCAGCCAGGUGAGCGAAAUUCAUAUCGGGAUUAGUCAUAAAAAAGGAACCCCAUUAUUCUCGCCGUGACAAAUGUUAUGAAUCAGUGACAACCUUUUGACAUAUGUUGUGGAGGUUUAGUGACUCCGGCAGCACUCCCAAAUGCCUCGGGGGUUCUCGUCCCUUUCAUUUUUGACAACCAAAAUUAAUAGCUCAGUGGCAACAAAAAGGUAAGAGGGUGAAAUCUAAGGGAUGGGCAAACCGUGGUCCACAGACCUGAUGCCUUCCACAAAGAAGAGCCCAGAUGGAUCAAAGCAAAGGCCUCUCUGGUCCAGCUACAUAGUCACAUGGUGACCAACCAGGUGUCAGUCAGAAGGCCACAAGCAGGACGUGAAUAAAGCAGCCUUCACUCAUGAUCACCAGGAACUGGUAUUUAGAGGCAGAUCCCCUGAAAUAGCAGGUGUAGUACAGUCGUACCUUGGAAGUCAAACAGAGUCCAUUCCAGAAGUCCGUUCGACUUCCAUAACAUUGGGAAACCAAAGAGCGGCUUCUGAUUGGCUGAAGGAAGCUCCUGCAGCCAAUCGGAAGCCACGGAAGCCUCAUUGGACAUUCGGCUUCCGAAAAUCGUUCGAAAACUGCAACACACACUCAUGGGUUUUGAUCGUUUGGGAGUUGAUUUGUUUGGGAGCCAAGGCAUUUGAGAUCCAAGGUACAACUAUACACAGUUGCCAUGACUAAUCACCAUUUGUAAACUACCAGAUAAAUCUGUUUAAUCUAACUCAUUCCUAAAGAAAUGAAAGUGGUUUCCAAAACGUUGCAUGGAAGAGAAAGUCCAUAUUUUGUUACAUCGCUCGGACUCCAAGAGGCACAGAAAGAGGCAGAGCUGCUUAAUUUUGGACCGCUCCUCUGGAGAGCAUCUGCCUCUCCCAAUGGCAGCAUAAGAUGGUUUUAUUCAAAUGGGCUUUUGGUGGCUACAAGUUGAGUAGAAUAAGGAUGGAUAUGCUUGUUUUUGUUGUAAAAAAACAAAUCAUAUGCCACUCUUUGUCACAUUAGAUUUCAGGACAGCGUACAAAAUAAAAUCAAUACGAAUAAAACAAAAAUAAAACAGCAGACAAGCCAUAAAACAGACUGAAACUAAUUUUGUUAAAAUACCUGGGUAUUUUGCCAGACUCUUGGGGGAUCGCAAUAUUGGAGCCAGGCAAAUGCCCUCUUUGGACAAAGCAUAUUAUUUACUCAGCCCAAGCACUACGGAAAAGUAGGCUAGCAGUCCAAUUAAUUAAAUAAGGCUCUCCUUCUGUAUCUCUUACCCCCUCUGCCAUCUAGCCAGGUGUGCCUGGGUGUGUAAGUCCACAACAAAGAAACAGAUGAGAUUUCGAAACAUCAAAUAUGAUACGAGGACCACUUCCAUUAAAGUCAAUGGGACUCCAUUGCUGUAGGAGAAAAAGGGAAAACACUCUCUCCUGCUGGCUCAUUCCUACUGUCGAGAGCCCGAUGGCUCAUACAUCAGUAUUACUUAUUAGUAUCAUCAUUAAAGAAAGUGCUUUUAAUUUUCAAAGUACUGUAUAGUCUCUUGUCUCAUUCGUCUUCAAAACAACACUGUCAUGUAAAUAGGUCACUACUCCUUUCAUUUUACAGACCGAGAAUUGAAAAGAUAGAUAUUCCUUCAAAACCACCCACUAACUACAUGAUAAGUAGGAAUUUUAUCCUAGGCAACUACCCCUCAGCAGAAAGUUUGGGGACAAGAGAAACCAAUUUCCAUGGGCUCCUCCUAAACCUGAAUUGCUAGCUGCAUCCAGCAUGCCCUCACCAAAUUUUUCAAACUCUGUAGAAAAGGAGUCCUAUAAUAAUUCCUAUCUGCUGGAUUUAAGCCACACAAAAACCCCACAGCUGACCCCAGAAAUCACCCAUGCCCCUCUUUGCAUCGUGCUCAGGACAAACUCCAUGAUGCAAAAGCCAUUCUUUCAUAUGCAGACCGAGUGUGGCAUUACAAGUUGAUUAAUGAUGUGGGUUCUUUGUUUCUAAAAUUGUAAUUUCUACUGUUUAAAUUAAAGCGUUCUUCAAGCCACAAAGCCCACCAGCAUUUAGCAACAUCACAUUUCUGUAUAUACAGUAGCAAUUUUAAAGACAUAUUUAAUACACCUGGGAUAAUGAAUUUGAUGAAACUGUAUGUCAGAUAUAUACAGUGCUUUUUUCUUUUAAAAAGAUGUUUAGGGGUACUCUCAUUUUCCUACUCAUAUGGAAAUACUGCCCCUCAAAGAGGCCAAACUUAGAUUCACAAAAUGUUUAGGGGUAUGUUUACCCCUGUGCCCCCCCCCCAAAAAAGCACUAUAUAUGGGAGGAAGACCUCUGGACUGAAAGGGGGUGGUGCUAAUACAAUGCACAAACACAACAGCCUUAAUAAGUAAUUGGAUCCAGCCAUGAUGUCUGUGGCUUUUCAAAUAUGACAGAGUGUAACCAGAAUACCACUACAUAAAUUCUCCAAGAAACUAUCCAUGGGCAAAAAAGUGAAUCUGAAUAGCUUCAUAGCCUUCGGCUGUUGCACAGCAAAUUUAUCUGACAAUUCUAUGACUCUAUUAGUGGGACUAAUGGUCUGUCCUGUGCCAUUAAAAAGCCAAAUGUCAUCUCUGAAAGCUUGAGUACAACAAAAAGCAGGAAUGCAUGGAUUUCUGAACAAAUAACAUCUUCGCUUUACUAGGGAGCAUUUUAUCCCAUUACAACAUUAUAGAAUAAUCAAAGCUUUAAUUGGAGGGGGUGUGGAUCCAGCUAAGCGAUACCAUCAGUGUGUACUGAUUCCUAAGCUUCCUCCCAACAAUAAAUCUUUGAGAUUUAUGUAAGCCCUUCCAGUAAACUGAAUGAAAUCUCAAGAGCAGUUGGGUAUUAAAACCACAGGAAUAAGGAAGCAAUCUUUAACCACCAGUACAGUUCUUAUUCAAAAGAGACAAUGAGCAAAAGAAACAAUGAGCACAUUAUGCACAUUUAAAGAUCAUACCUUUUUUUUUUUACAAAGAUAAUCAAAUCAUAGUGGGCAAGAUCUCUAGGCAAGAUCAGAAGCCCAAGAAGACUUUAGACUUGCUUUUCUAGAACAGGUGCCACCUGCUCCCUUGACAUGCGGCCAACUAUAUUUGAAAAUCGGGGUUUCAAAAGCAUUUUGUGGUGUGGGUGUGGGUGUGGGUGUGUGGGUGUGGGUGUGGGUGUGUGUGUGUGAGAGAGAGAGAGAGAGAGAGAGAGAGAGAGAGAGAGAGAUUCAAAUUAAAAUAGUCAAAAAUUCCACUGGGCUUGUCUAUGCAUCUUGUGUCAAUCUUUAGAUCCCUUUGGCUAAUAUUCUAUAGCCUUACAAAUGUCUCUGUGGGAAGUGGGGGGGGUAUUGUUUUGCUGUUUUGAUUUACUUGUUUUAAUCCUGUGUUUUAUGCUGUGAACCACCCUGAGAUAUUAUGAAGGGUGGAAUAAUAAUAAUAAUAAUAAUAAUAAUAAUAAUAAUAAUAAAUUAAAAUGUAUCAAGAUCAUGCAAUUGUAUGUAAGAACCAUUUUAAGCAAUGAUCCAAAUCCAGGAAAAGAUAUUUGAAUAAAUACUAAACCAAGCAAAACUCUCUCCUUCAAACAGCAAAACUUGUGCCUGAGUUACCAACAGAAAUAAGAGUCUGAGCAGGACCACUAAGAAACAAGUGGGAGGUGUUUGGAUGUUUGUUUGGAGAAGUACGGCUUUUUUUUUAUAAAAGCACCAAAGGGAUCACUUUUUGUGAAAAAAUAGAUUGGUUCAUGCAAUAAAUAAAGAAGCUCUUUUUAAAAAAGCAACCAGCUGAAUGAAGACUUAAGCAUGCUGAGGGGCUUUGAGGAGCAACAUAAAGUUGAGCCUUGGUUGGAAAACUUUGGAGAGAGGGAUAAAUUGGGCAACUAGAGCUCCUCAGAGGUUAUAGCAUCCUAUGAGAGGUUAUGGGUGGGUGGCUUACUGGAACCCUGAACAGGACCACUCCUGCUCGUGGGGGACAGGUUAGCAUAUUCUGGAACCAUUUAUUGCAAGUCCCAAUUGUAACUAUUAUUUUGCAUUUCCUAUACUCCUAGACUAAGAAGGCAAGAUCUGAGCUAUGUGACACUAUGUAAUUCUUUACAAUUACCAAGUUAUUUCAACAGUACUUUUUUAUUCGGCAAGCCGCCCUGAGACCUCCGGGUAAUAGAGCGGCAUAUAUAUUCAAUAAAUAAUAAGAAAAUAAUGAUACUUUAAUGUAGCUUCAUUUCUUUGUUCAGGUUCCAACCACCAUGGGGAUGUUCUGCUGCUAUGGACCUGUGAUUCCUAAUGGCUAUGGUGCUUGCUAUAAUCCACAGCCAGAGCAUAUAUUAUUCUGCAUCUCCAGCUUUAAAGACUGCAAAGAGACCUCCUCCAGCAAAUUUGCUAAAGCUGUGGGAGAAAGCCUCAUGGAUAUGAAACAGCUGUGCAACAAAUGCAACUUGCCCAAGACAACCACUCCAACUAAACAAGGAGCACCUUCAACACCUCGACCUGGCAGUAAGCACUAA
Molecule: messenger RNA, 60837 nt
Organism: Podarcis lilfordi (Lilford's wall lizard)
Lineage: Eukaryota; Metazoa; Chordata; Lepidosauria; Squamata; Lacertidae
Source: the annotation of a GenBank genome assembly